AUGUUUCGUUGGCUGCUUUUUUGGCGAUGCAAUCGGCAAGUUGAUUCCUUGGAUAGGAGCCACUGUAACCUUACGUUCGUGCCCGACGAGGUUUACCGAUACGAUAGAUCUUUGGAAGAGCUUUACUUAGACGCGAACCAGAUCAAAGAUCUCCCGAGGGUAAUUUCAAAGCUUUAUGCAGUCAAUAAUAGUCUUGGAAGCAUUUAAUAACACGAUUUUUUUUCUCCCGGUGUAGCCGUUCUUUCGCCUGUACAACCUUCGACGGUUAGGGCUAAGUGACAACGAGAUCGCUCGGUUACCUCCAGAAAUAGGCAACUUAGCGAACCUUCAAGAGUUCGACAUUAGCAGAAAUGGUAAGUUACGUGUUAGAUAUUGUUUGAUAAACGAAUUAUACUUUCGAAAACCUUUAGUAGAGUACGCUUUAGUCCUCAUGUGUAUGUAUUUGCAGAGCGGGUGCCGACAUUUCAGUACGCUAUGCGUUAAGAUAAAAAGUUGAUAUUGUUAUAGCACGAUCUUACUGCCUAUGAAGUCAUCGACUGCUACUAUAAGUUAUAUUAGCAAAUUAGGCCACGUUUAGGUGAUAGAUCCAUGUAAUAAUAUUUGUUUUCUUAUUUUUCUGUAGAUAUAUGCGAUAUUCCCGAGAAUAUAAAGUUCUGCAAGAGUCUAGCUACACUGGACCUAAGCGGCAAUCCCGUGUCGAAGUGAGUCUGUUGUAAUUAUCUCUGUCAUCUAUCCGAUCGCUCAAGAUUUUCAAUUUUUAAUUGUCAAGGAGCAACGUGUGGUGAGGCUUUUGUAUCUUCUCUAAAGACUGGUGAGGCCGACUUGUAAAAAGUUGACCUUCCGAAGCCCAUUCGAUUUUGCUAAAGUUUGUUUAUGUUCUAGUUGUGUAUGUGAAAACGAGCGAGCGACCCUCGGCCUUUGGUCGAUUCUCCGGUUAAUUUGUUGUGAUUUUCCGCUACAUUACUCGUUCAAAGCUCUAUGCUUCUGCUAUUUAAAAGUGUGUAUGAUCUUUCGUGUUAAGGGAAAGUUAGGUCACUAAAUUACUUAUGUUUUGCUUAAAUUCAUAUAGUCAGUUAGAAGUCUUCUCGGAUUUUUGCUCACGCGACUAAUAGAAUAUUAGAUUAGAACCAAUUUGAUGAGCAGAAACAGAACUAAUGAUCAAUCAGCGAGGGUUUGCCCUUUUUAUAAGGUUGUCUUUUGUCCUUUCAUGCUGUUCUCUGAUGGGAUUCACACAAAAAUAGUUUAAACUAAACAACAGGGAUGUGUAUGUAAAAUUUACACACAGAGUUUAGUUUCCUCAUAAUGCAACUCCCGUCUUUCGUAGCUCAUAGAGCAAACCCUUUAACUGGCGUCUGAGAUAAAAUAAUCACUGCUUUAACAUAACCGCUCAACAUUUCAGUAGGUAAUCAGAGCUUCCUUAAUUCUGGCUUAAAUUCCUCCUCAAAUAACGUGCAAAUCAGUUCUAGUCGCAGAUGAAUUCGAAUUGAAAUGAAGUGCAAACGUAGAUUGUAUCCGUUUCCUCUUUGUUGAUAUUUUGUUCUUUGUAGCUUACCGUGCAGGUGCAAAUCGUAGACCUACUUUCAAAACAAUUUCGCUUGUCCCUCAAAACAUUUUGGCUUACUAUAAACACUAGAGAUUAACGCGAAUUUAACUUAGCUUUCCUGUUUCUAGCACGUCGGAAAUGCCAGUCACUAAUUUCUUGUAUGGUCGAUCGACUUCAUUUCAUCAUUUAAUCGAUUUAUCUCUCUCUUGACCGCAAAAUGCAGAAAAAUCUUAUAAUCCUUCUACCAAGAGUUUUGUUUUGGAGUAAAUUCAUACAUUUAACAUAAAGAUUUCAGUUAUUGUGUACCCCAUUAAUGCUAGUAAACUUUGUUAUAUGCUGGAUUUAUAUUAUAAUAGUUCCUGUGUCUUGAUCUUUUAUUACUUCAUAAAGAAACGUAAACAAUUUGACAUGAUGCAUUUAUAUUUUUCAAUUUUCAAAUUUAUACUUUUUCCUGAAAGUCUAGAACUGCAACAGAAUUAAACCCAUCUUGAUGGCAUGUCAUCCUAUUUUAUAAAAUUUAUGCUGUUGAAAGUUUAUAAAGUAUAUUUACAAGUUUUUUUAAUCUGGAGUGGUGUUGAUUCCAUUCGUGAUUUUUGUUGUAUAAUAUGUAUAUUCAGGCAGCAUUCCUCAGAUUGCAUUUGUGAAAUGCCAAUGACAAGUGCACGCUUUAACUGUUCUCUAAAACAUAAUGACUUUUCCGACUUGUAAGGCCUUUUGUUGGUCAUUAUAUAUUUCUGUUAUUUCCUUUGAAAAAAUUAACAUUUGUAUUUUUGAAGUGAAAUGUAUUAAGUAGUUGCCCUUCCUUUGACAUUUCUGUCUUUGCAAACAAAGAAUUGUCCUUUUACGUUCAUCAAGGUUUGUUUUUUUUUCGCAGACUCUAACAUUAUGUAUGCAGUUGUUGCAGUUUUAUCACAGAGCCUUUUUUGAAACAGACUAAUUCAUGUUUCAUAACUGUUUGCUGUAUUUAUGACAGGAUUAAGAAGAAAUUCAUUGAAUUGCAGUACUUGAUAAUAAGAUUACCUCUUUGUGUGCCUUAGCAGGCUAUUUAUAGCGUGCAUGAGCUUUAGCAUAAUUUUUAUCUGGUUUUCCAGAAUAGUAAUAGGAUAGCUGUUAGUAUAUCCUCCUUUUCUAGAUCUUGCAUUCGUUACUAGCAUCUCUAAUUCGAUUUUAUGUUGUUUUUUUGGUCUGUAAAGCAAAUUUGUAAGUUAUACCACUCAAACUUAUGCUCUUUUGACAUUACUCUCCAAGACUGAUAUGUUUCUUGACACACAUUUGGAACAACUGAUCACUUCAGUGGUCAAAAGAAAAAAAGAAUAAACUUUAAGGUUUACUGGAAAAUCAGGAUCGAGGAUCGAGGAUCGGUUAAAAAGGACUUGAAAAUAAAAUAAAUAAAUAAAUCGUGGAUCAGUGAUGAUGUGGGCCACAGACUGUAGAUAAAUUUCACAGAACAUAACCCCGUUUGCUGUACUGAACACUUAAUUCAAGUAAACUUAUCCGAGUCUCUCUGCGUCAGUGAUUGUUUUGACGAGAAAGUGAAAUUUUCCUGGAAAAUGAAACGCUUUAUCCCAGUGAUACUGUUCCCCCGAUACUGAUAAAAAUCAUUGUUCAAUUUUUUGAGUGUAAAAUCAAAUGUUUCACACCGGUUUGAGGCUAAGAUGUGCGGCCUGUCCCUCCUUGCAAUUUUUACUUUUUGAGUAUUUACAUUAUGACAUAUAACACUCGUUUUGUAUUCCAAACGAAAAAGUAGUAUAACAGCUCCGGCGCCUUUGACAACAAAACUUAUAUCCAAGCAAGCGAGACUCAACACUACUAAGAGCGUUCUUGUUUUUGUUCUUAAACUAACAGAAUUACUGUCUAUUGAUUUUGAUUAUAUCAGGGCCGUGGCGCUUAUUUGGGGGUAGUGCUUAGUAACUUUUUUUUCCCAAUUUCAGUGAGCCUGGGAAUGAGCUAUGUCUUAACAGAAGUAAUACUAUGGUAAUUUUGUUUGACUUCUUGCAGACUUCCUGAUGGAUUUGCACAGCUCAAGAAUCUCACUUCUCUCUGUCUGAAUGAUGUUUCUUUGAUUCGAUUGCCUCCAGACAUUGGAAGGUACGAAAUGCAUGACUCUGCUAAUGUGAUACCAAGAUCAAUUUUCUCCUAACAAUAUCCAUAUGUUACCAAGAGAAAUAGUUAUGGGAGUUAAUAAAAUGAUCACCUAAGAGAAAAUGCUUUGAUCUUCUACCAACUUCUCUUAACUUAUUCCUUAAGGAAAUGUAUAGAGACCAGUUUGGAGAAUUUUUAUGUGGAUAUUGGGGCUUAAAUGGUUAAUCUUGGAAUCUUAUUAUGUAGAGGAUAUUACACGUUGGCACAAAGAUAUGGAUUUUAUUUUCGAGUGGCAAUACAAUAUUUUAUGAACGAGCGCAGCGAGUGAGUAAAAUAUUGUUUUUGCCACGAGAAAAUAAAAUUCAUAUCUUCAAGCCGCUGUGUAAUGUUCUUUUUAUUAUAGAGACAAAAUGACAUCGAUAAAAUGAUAGAGGGAAAUUGCCAAAAUUACGUCAUCGAUAAACUCACGUGUGAGAUUAUGGAAAAUGAACCACUCGGGGCCCGGAUGUAGUUUUUAUCAAUUUUACGAGUGGUAUAUUUCCAGUAAAACACUGGUGUCUAUAUAAUAAAAUAAAAUAUGUCAAAUGAUGAGUAUAUGAAUUUCAUUUAUUUGAACCAUGGAAUGGUGGGGACAAGUAAAUGCAAGAAGAUCAUCGCAGUUAAAGCAGCAACUUAUGCAGAUGCCAAACCCUGACCUCUGUGAUACCAGUGCAUUGCUUUUAAUCAUUUCAUCUUCAUCUUUUGUGGGUACAUGUAUAUUAUGAACCAAUUUAAUGACCAGUUCUCCGUUAGCUUACAGGGUUGUCAAAAGUAGCCGGCUGCUGGCGAAAAUCGCUGCCUACUUGGUUAUAAGUAUUGGCUGGCUACUCUGCUUGGCAUUUCUUUACGGAUGGUGUUUUUUAAAUAAAAUAUCCCUGGACUGGCCACCUACUUUGACAACUCAGCCAUCUACACUGUACCUCAAAACUCUCUGACAACCCUGCUUACUAGCUCAAAUGGUCAGAGCACUGCACCGGUAUCGCAGAGGCCAGAUUCAAAUCCUGGCAAGCCUGAAUUUUUUCAUGAUUUCUUUUCACAACUGCAUAAGUUGUGUCUUUCACUGCGAUGAUCUUCUCUGUAUUUAUUUACAUUAUUGUAAUAUUAUACCUGUACGAAUAAUUCUUGUCUCCAGGUCUCUUAGAGCUUUUGACUUUUUCUCAUAGUCUUUAUCAGCAAGUACUGUGUAUGUGCCAUCACAUGUCUAAUGUAUAUUUAGUCAGCAAGUGAUAUAAAAUCAGUGUAAGUUCAUAACCUCCAUCUCAAUUUUAGGGCUGAAUACUGUCGUCUGAUAUAAAUGGCUUCCUUGAGUUUCCUUUUUCAUGUGUCAACAUUGUAGGCAGUAUUUUCUGUUAUUCAUAUGAUGGAUCUUGAUUUUUCUGCCCAAAUAGCACAGUCAUUUAAUGUUGCCAGGUCCAUGUUCUGUGACAGUUUCCAUACUUCUCCAGUAUGUGUUUUAACUUUGGUCUGUUCAUUUCUUGCAGUUUAACUGAACUUGCAGUCUUGGAAGCUAGAGAAAACCUGAUCAAAUACCUUCCAGUGUGAGUUUCAAAAGAAGUAAAUACAUUUAAAAACAAUCCCUUGGAUCAAGAUGCAUUAAAUGAACCAAUGAAUCCGCUCUAAGCUAGGAUUUGUUCUUGGUUCCUUUGAAGUACCAUGAUCUCAGUAAUCUUGGAUCACAGUGUGCAAAGAAAGUUGUGUCUGAUAGCCCGGGACUGGUUGAUUUUGUGAUCAUGCUAGUGCGUUCUGUUCUUAACUUGUCCAAUGUGCAGUUGAAGGUUUUUGGGAAACUUUGAAUUACAGUAGUACUGUAAUGUUGUGAACUGAGUCAAAUUUAGAAUGAUUUGUAUGGCAUCGUAUGAGCAUAACUGGGCUAUUACCUCAAAGACAAUUUGCCCUGGAAUGCGAAUUCUUGUCAAGUAGGCAUUUUGGAUGUUGUUCUUUCAUAAUACUCUGAAAAAUCCCAUAAUUUCACAAAUUUAAUUUUUUAUGUUUGUCACACUUUAGGACUCUAUUAAUAGAUAAUGAUUAACUAAUCAUAAAUCCUGCUCAUCGAAAAUUUUUCGGGCCAGUUAAUACGACACUUGGGUUAGUACCUGCUAGCUAUGGCUUGCUCAAAGGGUAAGCUGUAAAACUGACUGUCUUUGCACCCCGUGAUCAAUGAUGUUGAUCUGGACUGAUCUGGAUCACCCCAAAGGAACCCAUCCUAAAUGUUUAGGAUUAAUAAUGGAGACAUAAGGGAGAGUAUUCAAAUCUUGUAGCAAAUCCCAAGAGAGAUCUACAUGCAGUCGACAAGAAAUAUUAACAACAUGAAAGUCAUCAUUUGUGCAAUUUUGUCUCACACUUUACACUUGGCGCUGGCCAUGCCUGGGUUAUUGUCUUGUGAUGAGAAGAUAGUGAUUAAUAUAUGUCUCCCCCAAUCCUUUGCAGUUCUAUGGAAUUCCUUGCUAAGCUUGAAAGACUUGACUUGGGUUGCAAUGAGCUUGAAGAACUUGUAAGUUUAUGUAAAUACUUGUGCAUGCAGUAUUGAUGUCCAGUAAUUUUGUUUUUGCAAGUUGCAUUGAGAGAAGGAUUUUGGCAUGGGGGAAUUUUUUGUUGGAGUUCUUGUUUUAGUGGCAAAUUCUAAAUAUAGUUUGGAUUUCCCAAUUUUCAAUCUCUUGUUGCUUUGUUUUAUAGCCUGACAUUGUAGGAUCAUUUCCAAACUUGAAUGAAUUAUGGCUGGAUGGAAACCUUUUGAAGACAUUACCUCCAGUAAGAGAACUUUAAUUUGUUAACAAACAUUUCAAGACUUAUCGUUUUGAAGAAGCCUAUAAUUUUUAUUUUUUAUUUCUACUAUGCAUAUUUACAUAUAUAUUAUUUGUAAAAUUAUCUUAGCAUUAAUUUUUUUAAGAUUUGAGAUUUUUUAAUGUUUAUUUCUUGUACAUGUGUACAUGUAUUAAUAUUUUAAGAUUUGUAAUCAGUGUAUCUUGGUAUCUUGGUAUGUUUUUAGCUUUUAGUUUUUUAACGUUGGCAUAAUCAUUGUAAAGUGCUAUGAAAGAGUAGCUGAAUAGCGCUAUAUAAUUUAUUAUGGUUGUUAUUAUUAUUAUUGUUAUUAUUGCUUUAGAACUUGUACAAUUUACUGUGGUGAUAAAAUCCUACUUUUGAGAAACAGAUAGAGUUUAUCCUUAUGAAGUAAUUUUACAAACUCAAGAAUAAAGUGUUAUCAAGGCAGUAGAACUGGUGCUCAAAGGCUUAGAGGGUACACAAAAAGGGCUGUAAAUAGGAAAAGUUAUUCCAAAUAGCACUGCAUUGUUAGAGAGAAUUAGAAUCAUGUUGACAGCUAAAGGUUAUCGCCUGCCAAUUUUUGUACUGCAUGACAAAGUAUUGCUAAUGCUUAUCAUUUACAUGUAACUAUACAAAUACAGCAUUUUUUUAUGUCAGUUUUAUCUAUAAGAAUUGUUUUGGGUAAUAUUUAUCUGCUUAUUUUUAUGAUUUUGUAAAUUGUCAACUUCAAAUCGUAAAAUUUGAUGAUUGCCAUGUACUUUACAGUGUAAAAUUAUGUGAGACUGAACCUCUCUCUUAUGAGAAAGAAGUUAAGCAAUGACAGCAACUUGCUUGAGCUUUUUGUAUCUAAAGAAUAGGUUUCCAUGAAUUUGUGUUAAUUUUUAUAUAACCUUUCUUAGUAUCAAUUUUUAAGCUUGCUUUUUGCUUGAGUUGAAUUUAGUUCUGAUUCCAGGUGAAUAAUGCACUGAGUAUCUUAGUUUCUAUGUAUAGCUGUAUGUUAUAAACCCCAACCAUAAAUUUGUUUCUUUUAUAGGAAAUAGGAAACCUGAAGAAGCUCCAGAUAUUUGAUGCUUCAGAGAAUAAAAUAGAGUAUUUACCAGAUGAAAUCAGUGGUUGUACCGCACUCACUGACUUUCAUUUAUCGCAGAAUUUGUUAGAAGAGCUUCCAGACACUAUAGGCAAGUGUGAAUUGAAGAGUGUUACUAAUGAUGAUCCAUACUUUUUGGUAGCAAGAUGGGGGAGGGGUAGAAAAAGAAGGUUAAUUUGAAUGGUCCAAUCAAAGGAUUUGUUCCUUAGCUCAAAAAGUAGAGUCAACUCUGAAAAUAGGGAGAUCCCAUGAUAAUAACCGUGUAUAUGUUACAAGUCAAAAUUAUACUCUGGUUAAAUUUUUUUUGGUCCUAGGUUGAUUCUCAAUUUCCUUUGUCUCCUAGCCCUAAUCCAAUAAAAAAUUAUUAUUCAUGGAUUAGAGCUAGGAGACAAAGGCAAUAGAGAAUCAACGUAGGUUAAAAAAUUUUAACCUGAAUAUAAUUUUUACCUGUAACAUAUAUAAUGUCAUUCUAUCUUUUGAGUGAAGUAUGUGGAUGAAGUUCUUUGGACAGGUGUGACCUCUACAGCAGUUUUUUCACUUGGUGCUAUUUAUGUACUAUGGAGUUCUAACUUUUGAGUUUGUGAACAAAAAACCUCUUUUUUGGGGCCUUUCAAAUGAAACUUAUUUAUUUAGUAGAGUAGAUCUAACUUUUGACUUUGUGGACAAAAACACUAUGGUGGAACAUCUUCUUCUAGAGAAGACUAUAUUCCAAAAAUAUUGACUGUUUUGUUAGAGAUUCAUCGCGUUUACAUUUGACCUUUGCAGCCUUUUGUCUUUUGUCUGUCAUUCGUAAACAAUAGCUAAAACAAUGAAACUACUCCGUCGACCAAUUGGCGCUUCUGACCGGAUUCUGGACAGAUUUUGCAUCAUCAGUAUGGAAAUUUCUGUCACUGAGUCGCAGACAUUCCUCCUCGCGAAACGUCUCCAGUGUUCUCACCAGGAUUUUGCCUUGGGGAGUCCCAGGGCCCCCUCUUUUGAGAAAUAGGGGCCCUGUAAGAACAUUAGGGGGACAAAGUUACAAAAAACACGCGGUACGAAGAACCUGAGCCCGCACUCCAAAUUGUCUGUUACAUGAAGUACCUACCUGAUCCAAUAUGGCAGAAGAGGAGUUUACGAUGUAGUGGGACGUGCAUGGGACCAAUGAAAGUAAAGGCAACAAAAUUAAAGACUUUGACUCAUUUGAUAUCAUAUUUAUCCAAACAAACGGAAUGCUUUAGUGUUAGGUUGACCAUUAAAACUACUUAAGUCCGUUUGACUCGUAGCUUGCCCCUGCGCCUUAACGGGCGCAUCUUCUUGGUUUUAAUGCGCCAUUUCAGUUUUUCUUGCGGGAAUCCCGCAAGGCCGCGGCCUGGUGAGAACACUGCGUCUCUCAAUGAUGAUGAGUGAGGAGAAACGUCUGCCGUUCGCAGGCUAACACCCAAUGUGUAAUUUUUUUUUCGGAUUUUCAACUGGCAACUGUAUUCACAAGAUUGUUCUAUCUGUAAUAGUCUCUGGAGGGAUUUAGUUAUUUGUUUCUACCUUGUACCUGCAAUCUUGUGCAUAACUUGUGUCUCUCAAGAUUACAUGUGGUGUAUUGCAAUUUAAAUCAUCUUCUUUAAGCACAAAUCACUGGUAUUAAUCUUGUGGCUGGUUUUGCUCACUUCAGGAAAACUCAAGAAAUUACAGCUUAUCAAGGUUGACCAGAAUCGGCUUCUUUGUCUAACGCCAGCAGUUGGAGGGUAAGUUCAUGUACAUCUGUAGAAUUUUUUUAUAAUGGUCAGUGUACUAAGGUAAUAGGACUGUUAGAACAUAGUCCAGUUUGGUUGUAAUCGUACAAGUGAAAUUAUACAUGUAAAAUUGGGUGACCACACCAAGGGAGUGCAAAUACAGAGAAAAUUGGACAACACAAAGUUCUGUUAACACAUUAAUCAUUACAACUGAAACAAAAUUUCAGUUUCUGUUUCAUUAAAACACAAGAUCUCCAGACAGAUUUUUCCUGGGCAUAAAAAAAAAAGAACCCAUUCAUUAAUGCAACUGUUCUACUACAACUGUGAAAGGUUUGAACCCACCUGUUCUACAGCAUGCACUGUGCACUUUAUUUUGCAAGAAUAUUGAUCUUUAUAUGUUUAUAUGUUUACUACUUUCAUAUUCUAGGCUGUCCAGUUUACAAGAGUUAAUAUUAACAGAAAACCUUCUUGAGGUGUGACUCUUAAACAUAUAAUAUUAUAUAGUGGGUACUUUAUAGCACAUACUUUUUCUUUCUGCAUUGGUGUUAACUUGGCGUAAACCACAAGAAACCAUUUUUUUUCUCCCUGCUUUAUUUCACAUUUUGUUGGAAAUGGCUUCUUAAAUACCCCCCUUCCCCCAUUACUGCAUAAAAUAUUUUAAGACGGAAUCCAUCAGCAAAUUGAGUAAUUUUAAUUUUCAGUGGACAAAAACCUUGUACUAGAAUGUUUUAGCCCAUAUCACAUUCUUUUUGACACUUUUCAAGGGCUAUAGAUGUAAUUAAGACCGAAGACAAUCUCUUAUGGGAGCCCGAGAAAUUAAUUUCAAAAUUUCACAGGAAUGGAGAAAACACAGGUAAAAUCAUAAUGCAUAAGAUUUCAUUUAGUAAAAUUUGAAGCUUUUGAAGUUUAUUUCCUAAGACUCCCAUAAGAACCUUUUCUUUGGAGUUAUUUCAUAUAACUUAUAUUUUUAUUAUAAAUAUGGUACUUUUUCACUUCAACUAUUCGUAAUAAAUCUUAAGCCGUCUACACACCACCUGCCUCGAUUAGCCUUGCUAUUUGCAGGUGGUGUGAUAUUUGUAUAUUUAAUGUAAGAAAUAAAGAUGUUGUUGUUGUUGUUGUUGUUACUUAUUACAUAAUUUAUAGCGCCCGAAAAGUGUGAUAAACUAUAUGCUUGAAAUUAUUCUGGUACAAGGUUUUCGUCCACUGAAAAUUAAAAUUAUUACUCAAUUGUGUAGAAUGGAUUCCGUCUUAAAUUAUUAGUACAAGUAAUUUUAAAAAUUUUUGUAAUUGUUCACAGGUAAAUAUUGCUUUAAAUUUAAUUGAAAUGUAAGGGUUGGUUAUUUAAAUGAAGUCUAACUUAGGCUGCAGUUUAAGAAAUCAUUUGAUGUCCAGAUAUCUUUCUUGAGGGGUUUAUUUAAGAAAAUAAGUGCUUUUCCAGUCUUUGCUAUAUGCUUUAUUCAAAUUGUUCAUGAAAAAUAGUUGUUAGGUAAAAGCGUUGGGCAAAAUGAAAAAUGGCUUAGAACACGGUUUUGUUAAACACAGGCUAAACCCUCGUUUAAAUAACUGGCCUUAAGUCUUUGUUUAUUUUGCAGGAACUACCAUCAACAAUAGGGAAACUUCACAAAUUAACACAUCUUAAUGUAGAUAGGAAUCGUCUCACAGCUUUACCAGUUGAGGUGGGUAAAACUUAACUGCACUGCAGUCAUUUCAUUAAGGGGAUGAAAAUAAUGAUUAGAGUUUCUUACACAAAAAGUGAGGUCUAGUACAAGAUUUUAAUGCUUACAGUCUAUUUGAGUGCAGGCAAACAGCUAUGUCAUGGUUCUUUUUGUUCAAGUGUAAUGUAAUGAUAUUAUUGUGGUUUAAUUUUAUCCGUGGUUUAAAUAUUAUUUUCCCUUGUUUGUUUUUGGGUACGGUAUUAUUUGAUGAUGAUUUUGAAACAAAACAUGAACAGGCAUAAUUAUUAUGGUCAAAUGAAAAUUUUGUUUGAUUUUCCCAAUGGUUUCAGUCACCCUACUACCUGUUAUUUUGUAGUGGUCAAUGGAACUCUCCAAUUUUGUUUGUAGUUGAACGACUUUCACAGGACCGGCACUAAGUAUUUAAAAUCAUUGAAAAUGACCGAUUCUGAAGAAAUGUGGAGAUAAAAAUUACAGUGAUGUACAUGUUGUUGUCCAUCCAUCAGGAAAUAGUUGCUGUAGUAAAUUAAAUAAUAUGUUUAUUGUACAAAUGUAUUUUUCUUUUUGUUUAAUUAAGAACAUUUAUUAAGAAAUUCUUUCCGUAGCAAGUAGUAGGAAUUGAUAAGGAGAAUCAAUUUUACUGGUUCGCAUGUUGAUGUACUGUUUGAAGGCUUAACUGUGUGGUGGACUUUGCAGAUUGGAAGCUGUACAAGAUUAAGUGUUCUUUCAUUAAGAGAAAACUGGUUAUCACGCCUGCCAUCAGAAAUAGGCAACUGUAAAAGUCUUCAUGUAUUAGAUGUAUCUGGCAACAGGUGAGACAAAUCUCUGAAGAAAAUUGUUACACAGUUUUGGAGACAGAGUUUUUGAAGGAUGUUAAGACUUUCUGAACACUCAGCUAAACAUAGGUUUUGAUUUAACAGUCAAAUUACUUAGUGCUUUCUGCUCGAAACGGAUUACAAUGGGAUAUAGAAUCAAAGUAAUAAAAAGUUAAUUGGUUUAUUACCUACAAAAGCUAAAGUUCACAUGCCAGUGCAAUACAAAGCUAUUGGCAGCUAUUGAUGUCAUGCAGUUUGACUUUAAUACCUGGAAUUUUUUUAAAGUUUUAGGGAAUUUCUCAAACGGCUACAUGUACAGCAGACUUUCUUUUGUCCAGUUUUAUAUCAGCAGACUGCUUCUUCAUAUGAUUAUGUGCUUUUGGUAUUUUUUCGAGUGAACACAAAUCAGGUCGGAUAUGUCAGGCUGCCCAAAGUCUGCUUCUUGCGUGUGAACGUUGACUUGAUGUGAAUGCCUUGACCGAGGGGUUUCAGUAAUCAGUUGUUCACUGCUAGCAUUUUGGAUUUCCUGACAAAGAUUCAUCUGUUUUUAGGUUAGAAUGUCUUCCACUUUCUGUUGGAACACUGCCGCUGAAGGCUUUAUGGCUCUCAGAAAACCAGGUGUGUGACAUAUCAGUCGCUAGGAAAAAGCACAAUAUUUGUACUUGUUGUGUUUCAAAUAAGAUGAUGUGUGUCCUAGAAAAUGUUUGGCAAACAAAUUAAUUUUGCAUUUUGUCAUGUGGAUGAAAACUUGGUAUGAAGUUUUUGGUUUCUGUGAAGCACCAAUUUUUUAUCCAGACUCUUUUGACUGCAUCCUUUUCUCUCCCUUAUUCGCCCCUUAAUCCACCAAAAUUUCAUCUCUAAAGGCACUUUCCAUUUGCCAGAACUGACUAGCCAGACCAUUCCUGUUGUAGUGAGAAUUUCACUUUUAAUCAAAACUAUCCAGCCAGAUUAGUCAAAUCCUAAAUAGUAUGCUCGAAGGAGAUGCUUUUUCAGCAAGAACCCAUGGUAACAACAAAAUUUCAUUUGCUAACUGACUGGUCUGGUAAUUGUCCGGCCGCCCAGUUCUGUCAAAUGGAAAGCGCCCCAAGUUUCAGGAAACAGACACCUACAGCUUUCCAUCCACUUUCCCUCCAACCAUUUUAGGUUGCUACACUUAAAACACUACCUAAAAUGUGAAAAAGAAGUGAGGAAGUGAUUACCUUUUUAAGAUUUUCUUUGAAACUUUAAAUAUACUUUGUUAGGUCAAAUUUGUAAUAAGAGAUUGAAUUUUGUAAUAAUUGCCACCUUAGUCUUGGUCUUGAUUUCAUAACUACCCACCCCUACCUUUCUAACAUACGCUAUCUUUUUCCCCUCCCACCCCACCCACCAAAAUUGUUGUAGUAAGCCCACCCCUUCCCCCCCCAUUUCUCCCUGGCUAUACCUACCUUCCAGUCCACUGUUGGAUUUAUUGCUACAUUACUGUACAUGUACAUGUACAUGUAGUUUGUAGGGAUAAUGAAAUAACACUUCACCUUGUCUUUGUAGUCUCAACCAGUUCUGAAACUUCAAACAGAUGAUGACGAACAGACUCACAGUAAAGUGCUUACCUGUUUUCUGCUGCCACAGCAAGGACUUGGAAGUUUAGGUAAGUAGCAUGCAUUUAAAAGUUAGUGUCUGACAGCCCAGGGUUAGUGGAUUGUGCUAUUGCGCCAGUGAAUUUUGUUCUAACUUGCUUGACAAGCAAGUGAAGUCUUUUGAAGAAUUCAAAUUACAGACAAGCUGUCAGUAGUCAAUGCAGACCCAAAAACUAAUUUGGGGGGGGGCUAGUUGACAUGACUUCUAGCAUACUUGCUAGCUACAGCCUGCCCGAAUGGCAAGCUGUAAGACAUUGACUUUCUUUGCACCCUGGGUGAGUCAUGUUUGUUAUUAAUAGGUUUUUUUAGUUUUAACUUUUGAGCCUGUGGAUGAACAUUCAAAUGAAAUGACCUCUUCAGCAGCACUUUCACAUUGUACUAUAACUGUAGUAUGUAGUUCUAACUUUGAGUCUGUGAAUAAAAUCCUACGGUGUUAGCAUUGAAGUGAAAGCUCUUCAGCAUUGCUUUCACAUGGUACUAUAACUUUAUUAAGUACUUAGUUCUAACUUUUAAGUCUGUGGAGGAAAUAUUGUGAUAUUACCACUGAAAUAAAACCUCUUAGGCAAAACCUUUGCAUUGUUCAAUGUAUUUCUCAGAAAUUUUUAAAGAGAAGUUAAGAUUUUUAGCAAAAUUUUUAGUUUGGUGACUAUUGAAAGUGAAAGGUCAGGGUUAAUGGGGGUGAUUUUUUUGUGGGGGUUCCUCUGUAUUAACCUUCCAUCAGCACUCGAAAAACAAGUCCUGUCCAGUAAGUCCUGGACAAGUAAUUUUUAAAGCUCAUUUGCCUGGAAUGGGAAAGAGUCCAGGAAAGUCAUCUUGCAACAUAAUCAGUAGCAUAUAAAACAAGUAAGAAGUUGGCCUGGGCCAAAAAAUGUGAAUGCUGCUUGCCCAAUGGACAUGUUGGUAUUCAAGUUUUAUUUUUAGCCCUGCUGUCUAUUCUAGAUUUUAUAUGAGAAAUGCCUUUCAGAAUAACUCUGCUAUUGAAGAUCAGCAGUAUUUUUGCAUUUCGCUAGGUUUUUUAAGAUUUAAUGAUAUGAAAUUUUGAAUUUUGUUGAAUUAUCUCUUUGGCAACUGUUAAGAGUGAAAAAGUUAAUAAAAUCAACUAUUUUGUAAGGCUUUUUAAUGGAACAGUAAAAGGUGUUUAAGAAUAAUUAAAGGUGAUCCAAUGAAAUUUAUUUUCCAUUGUGAAAAUUUUAUUAUUGUGAUUGUGAAGAGUCAAGGGCUUUUAAACCAAGGUCAUGUAUUGUUUUUAAAUGAUGUUACAUUUUGCAUUAUAACAUAGAAUAAUAAUUUGUCCAAGAAUCAUUCAAUACAUCUUUCCUGAAAAUUUAGAUUUUAAUCACCCACCAGUAAAGAAAAGAAAUUUUAAUUCACAGUUGUACACUUUGUUGAAUAUUUUUCUAGUGUCAAUUUGUUAAAUUGAAAUCAGGCAGAGAAGGUCCUGCAGAAUUACGUUUUUUUAAUUUACAAUUUGACAGCUUACAUUGAAAAUUAUCUUUGCUCCCUUAUUUGCAUUCAAUUGCUUCCCCUUCCACUUUAAGGCAGUCAAAGUUUCCUUUAUCUUUAAAUCUUGUGUUAAAUGCAUUUCUGUUUUUAACGUGACAUCACAAAGUAAUAUAUUUUCCUGAUGUGGAAAAUUUUCCGGGCUUUUUCUUAGAGAUAUCAGACUUUUUAAGUUUUCUUUUUUAUGUGUGUAGUGUUUGUGUGUAGGCAAAAUGACUGUAAUGGUACCAUGUGGAGAUGUGAAAAAAAUAACUUUCCAUUUUGAAUAUGCCAAAUAGUGUGUAAUCAGUGGCAGGUGAAAAAACAGAAUGCUUACAUUUUUGUUAUGAAAAUUUGAAUAAUAAUACAUCAGUAGCUGAUCCAUGAUUCCAAAUGCUAGCUAUUCACUAAGUGGCAUUGCGGAAAAUAAGGCAUUAAGGCGUAUUUGCAUUUAUGCAGUAAACAUAUCCAUUUUGUGUUACGCAUUUCGCAGUCCUGGCGUCCCUUAUUCUGCGCAAAUGGCGCUAUUUUGUUUCGGGAUGCAAGAGUGGAUCCUAUGGAGUCAGCCAAGGUUUUAAUGUCUUUAUGGUUAAUUUUAUCACUGUUAGAUCUAAACAUUAUUGAUAUAAUUUCUGUGGGAAACCAUCAUAUUAUGAAGAAAUAUUCUCUGUUGCAUAACCUUGGGGAUAUCAACUGAAGGGCUCUAGCUUUAUUCAAGUCUAACAUGUUGCAAUAAAAACCAGUGAGCUGAAUACCAUGUAAUACAUGUAAUAUUUAUUAAACACAACUCAAAUAUGUUUUUUAUCUUCCUGAUAUGACGAAUUUCAUUGUGGAUUGUUAUUUGAUUUUUGCUUUUCAAUAUUAAAGUAAAUGAAUCAGAAUUAAUCAAUCAGAAGAGGGCAAAAUAUAUUUUUAUACUCUUCAUUACAAAUUUUCCUUUUCAACAGCAGUUAAAACACACAACAAAAUGUGAAUUUUCAAUAUGGAACCUAUUUGACACUGUGUUUAUUUACAGAUUUUUAUCAGUUAUAAGUUUGGUGUUAUUUUAUGUGGUUAUGUGCAGUACAGAUUGAAAAAUUUUGUCCUGGAACAUGUUUAUAUGAGAUCUUGUUGUUGUUGAUUAAGUAAUUUGUAGUCAGAUUGUAUUUGAGUAAGACAGCACAGUAUGUGUUAUAUAGAACUCCUAACCCUUUACCACUAACAGUUGUCAGUGAAAAAAAAAAAUCACCAAAAAAAUCCAAUUUCCUUUGGUUAAAAUCCUAAGAAACAAAUAGCACUGAGUUUCAUUCAUAAAAAAAUUAAUUAUAAUAACUAUAAUAUUUUAAAGUACCUGGAGAGAUAAUCUUGCCACAAUGUUGAUUGGGAGCAAAAGAGUUAAAAUUUUGCUGUAGAAAAAACCAGAACCUAUGAGAGUAAUUGAAAUUUUUGUAUUAAAUAAAGACCAAGAGCAUCCAUAAUAAUUAUGGUAGUUACUGCUCAGAAGCUUCAUUUCAGUGAUUAAACUGUUGGAUUUUAUUCACUGAUCCAAAAAUUAGAACCCUGAUGUAAGGAAGAAUAAUGUUCAGAAGCUUUCAUUUAAGUGGUCAAACUAAAGGAUUUCAUCCACAGACUCAAAAGUUAGAAGGAUGCAGUCAUUUUCCCAUAAACUGUGGCUUCUCCAUGAUAAGCCUGGUUCUCAUGUGCCAGCGAGCUACCUGCGACAUAACUGCUGGUACUGCCUGUGAUCCUAUGCAGACAUAUGAGAAAAUGCAACAGGAAAUAUCGCAGGUCUUUACUGCAGGCAUGCCGGCAAAGUUGAACUCAAGUCUAUUUCGCAGGCAUGGCAGUGGUUAAGACUGUGAUGGCCUUUGUUGCUGGCGACUUCUGUUCUCAUGUCAGAAUGAUAUUGCUGGCAGUACUGGCAGCUAUGUCUCAGGCAGCUUGGCAGCAUAUCAAAACAAGGCUAUGGUGAGGGUUGUCUCCAUAGUCCUCCUAAGGUAAUCUGGGUCCGGUAGGUCAAAAGUUGGAUGACAGCACCCCCCUGGCCUCAGUUCUUCAAAAGAUGGAGAACACUAUCCACUGAAUAAAUAACCAUCCAUUGGAUAAUGCAAUCGGUUUAACUCACACUUAUCACUGGAUAGUGAUUUAUCCCAUGGAUGGUGUUAUCCAAGUUUUGAGCAACUCCAGUGAGAUACAUAGGUAAAUCUCUAUCCACUGGGUAGCAUGAUUUAUUUCCCUAAUACUUAGGGAUAUAUAUGGUGGAUUGCACUAUCCAACUUUUAAACAGUAAUAGGUACCUGGACUAUUAUAUGGAAACCAGGGCCAGGUUUCUUAAAGCUUCUCAACAUUAUGGAAUUCACUCGUAGGUAUUGCUUCUAAAUAACAGCUGAUUGUUCCAGAAAAACACUUUUGAGCCCACCUAUCUCGAGAAAUGCAACUGGCGUUAGGCUUACUACUUACAGUUACCACGACAACAAUUUCCUGUCCCAGGGCUGUGCUAUGGCAGAGCUCGCCAGGCCAUGGCACUCAGCUUUUGCUCUUGGGUGAUUUGAAAAGCUUAGUUUUUUCAUACAAAACAUAUGCUGGGCACCAUAGAUUUUACCAUUUGAGAGCACUGUGCUCCCUUCAAUUUUCCUUAGAGCACAGCCUUGCAUCUCCUAUGAAUUCAAAUGCCCUGCUCUGGUAGGCCAUGGUACCCAAUUUUUACUUGUGGGCACCUUGGAAAUCUUAGUUUUUUCAUACAAAACAUAUGCUGGGCACCAUAGAUUUUACCAUUUGAGAGCACUGUGCUCCCUUCAAUUUUCCUUAGAGCACAGCCUUGCAUCUCCUAUGAAUUCAAAUGCCCUGCUCUGGUAGGCCAUGGUACCCAAUUUUUACUUGUGGGCACCUUGGAAAUCUUAGUUUUUUCAUGCAAAACAUAUGCAGGGCACCUUAGAUUUUACCGUUUCAGAGCACUGCCCCCCUCCCCCUUUGAUUUUCCUUAGAGCAAAGCCUUGCAUCCCCUUUGAAUCCAAACACAAAGUGUUAACUAGCAAAUGUGGUUACUUGGGAAGUGCAGUGCUGUGGGAGACAUUUCUUCACUUUACCAGUAGUUAUUUUGCAUUCUUUCCAUAUUAAUUAAUGGCAAAUUCUUUCCUUUGUCAGAAAUGAUAACAAAUGAUUUGACGCAUGGAUUUGCUAUUGACAAUCUCGCACUUGAAGAUGCCGAUGAUGAGGUGAGACCGCGGGCUGGUAGCUUACCACCUGUUGUGCAAUUUGCAGAUGGAGACUCAGACCACAGUGAUAAAGAGGUAUGUUAAUCAGUUUUCAAUUUGUCUUUUUUUUUUCUAUAUUUAACUUAGCCGGUAUCAGGCAUUAAAUGAGUCAGUGCAGACAAGUGAGAAAGGUGAGUGGGCAGUGAAAUAGCAAACAGGGGUACUGGAAUGAGAUAUUGGAAACAAUGCUUCCAUGCUCCACUACUCUGUCUCUCCCCAGCCCCUACAUGGUUUUUUCACAACUUUUCUUAAUCUGCUUUCUUCACUCUCUUGGAGCCUGGAAAAGGCUAUAUUUAAUUAUUCAGUGUGUUUCAAUGUUCUUAUUAAUACAUAUUAUUCAGAAAAACAAAUGUUUCUUAAAGUUUAGUAUGUGGAUUUCUGGAAAUCUGUGACAUUCAUGUUUCCCACAAUGCAAUUUGCUUCCCCUACAAAAUUUUGCAUAACUUUUGAUUUCAAUUUCUCAAGGCAAAUUUGUUAAUCCCAAGAGGAAUUGAAAACAGUGCUUCAAAACUGUUAUGGGAAAAAUAAACUGCAUAUAAGGGAAUGUGAAAGUCUCAAAUGAAUAACUAAAAUAAAAUGAUAAGAUUAAUUAAUUAAUUAAUUAAUUAACAAACAAACGGUGAUAGACUUGUGCAAAAGUCUUGGCAAAGACAUGUCCCUCAAUAGGAUUCCAAAAAUUAAGGUUUUGGCCACAGAGUGUAUGACUUUGAUAGAAAACAGUAUAAGACGUUCAUCAGUUUUGUGAAGUUUUGAAGCUGCCUUUUGAUCAAAAAUUCGGGAAGUCUAUUAAAAAGUUUUUUAUGUUAUUUGUUGUGCUAUGUAGAGAUUCAUUUUAGUGUGUUUUUUUUUCGUUCUUGCAGACUCAAUUUGUCCGACAUGACACACCACACCCAAGGGAUUUAAAAGCUAGACAUCCCAAGAUAAGCAUGCACAAGAUGCACAAGGACUUGGAUGGUGUUGUCAUUAAGUCAAGAAAAUCUUUUACGGUCAGUGGUUAAUAACAUUGUCGCCCAUUUUUACCUGCAUUGCCAUAACUUCAACACCUCUCUAUUACAGACAGUUCACUUCCCAAGGGUACCAUACAAAAUACACCUAGACAGUGUGCAGAAAAGAACUGUUCAUUAAGCGGCGUUGACAAUAUACCGGUAUGAGAGUUUGUGACUCAGGAUACCGAAAAGUGUGCUUGGCCAUGUUAUCCAGUGUCCAUAUUAAUCCAGUUAUUUUUAAAGAAAAUGUAUGAGUGUUUGAAACUGUCCGUUAUAUAUGGGUGUCUGUAUGAAGCGGAUGUCGUUAGAGUGGGGCUCCUUAGUACUUUUUCUGUUCUGUGAGUUGGAUUUUGAAUAGCCAGUGGUAGAUGCCUGAAGCUUGUAAGUGUGGAAGGGUUAUUUCCAUUGGGCCAUUGAGCGUGUGAAAGUUACAUGUCCAGUGGGAAACAUUUAUUUGUUCCAGACAACCAGGCAGGACUUUUUUGAUCCCCAUAGAGGGAGGGCAUGUACUGCACUAGCAAAACCAUGCUCAAGGCACAAUAACAAGCAAUGUAAAGCCCUUAUUCAUUGCAAGUCAGUGGGAUAGUUAUUUGAACUAAGGCUGACUUAGACUGUGGUUUAAGACUGUUAUUGGUCCCUUCAUCAUUUACUAAGGUGUUUAUGUUAAGCAGAUAAAAUUAAUGGUGUUCAGUUUAGGCUGUAAGCCUUCUUGUGCUGUAAACUGCAGACGUCUGUUUAGAUGUGAGCGUUAGCCAAAUUUAUAAUGGCUUAGAACUUGGUUUUGUGUCUAAUACUUUCAGGACGAUGAAAGUGGGUCAGAUUCAGAAUUCCGUCCAAGGAGAGCAAGUUUUGAGGAUAAGGUUAAGAUUGUUGACAAGAAGCAACUGACUGCACCAGAAAAGACAAUUGAGAAAAAGGAAAUUGGUUUUGCAGAGCCUAAACCAGAGGAAAACAGCAGAGUAGAUUUAGAGGUUUGUUACAAACACUGCAAUGUUCCUUAUUAGUGCUAGUGAUCUAUCUUGGUAUUUUGGGGCUUGUUUACAUGAUAGGUGGGGUGACCAUGUGAAAAAUUGUGUGACAGGCAGGUUACCCUACCUAGGCGGGUUACCUCACCUACCUGGUGUCCCCUACCUCCAUGUAAAUAGCCCCUUACUGUAUCAUAGCCGCCAAUAACAGUGGCUCAUCAGACAGUAGGAAAUCCUAGCUGCGGCCAGACGUGAUGAACGCACAGAUGAUUAUCAUCUUAAAGCUAAAUAUUUGUAUGGUACUUAAUUAAAAGUCAAUAUAACGAAUGCCCAAGAACCUCUCUGGUUUGUCCAACUAAACUGGUGUUCUGGUCAGACAUAUGUAAAUAAACAAAUAAACAAACUAACUAACUAACCAACAAUCAAAUAAAUAAACAAAUAAAUAAGGAUUUAGAGGUAGCACUUCCACUUAGUUUUUUUCGUCUACCUGAGUAAGUAAUUGCGGGCAUCAAGAGGAGCCGGCAAUCCUAUUCUCCAGGUUGUUAUUACGCAUGCGACGCAUGAAUGUAGCCAGCAUUUGUUUGGAUUUCCACUUAGAAUGAGUGGAACGUACAGAACGCAUGUUGAUGACGCGCGUUUCGACCUUCUACCCCUCGUAAUCUGAUCACACGUGUUUGGACCAUUUGUCACGAUAAACCUACGCAAAGCACUCACUGCGUUGGAGCAAAAGCGUUUGACCUUAGAUCGUUGUCGCCCGCACUCCGUAACCUUUGGUUAUUACUAGUCUUUUUUAUUUGACUUUUUUUUCUAAUGUAGGGUUCUGGCUCCGGGGAUGAUAGCGGGAGAGAACCUAAAAUACGUUUUGAAGGAGAAGACCAUCCUGAAACCGAGAAGCAUGAAAAGCUGCGUAGGCGGGACACACCACAUUAUCUGAAAAAUAAGAGAAUAGACCUUCAGUCAAACAACGAGGACAAAGUCAAGGAGAUUCUAGCAAAAGCUGGGAGCAGUGGCGUUGAGGGUCAGAAAAAUGAAGUGGUAAGUGUUUAACUCUUCCACUUCCUUAGCGGCCUAAGUUAAGGUAAAUUUAGGAACAUGAAUGUGUAUUGUAAAACUAGAACCACACAGAAGUAUUGCCAAAGAGGGCCCAUUUUAAUGGUCACUUCUUAGGAUCUCGUCUGGAGAUUGAAGAGAGCAAUUGCAUACUAAGUAUUACCACGUGAAAGUACUGCUGAAGAGGUUUCAUUUGAAUGGUCACACCAAUCGGCAGAGGAUUUCGUCCACAAACUCACUAGUUAGAACUGCAUACUAAAUGAAAAGUACGAUGUGAAAGUAGUGCUGAAGAGGUUUCAUUUGAAUGGUUACAUCAUAGCAUUUCAUCCACACACUUAAAAGUUAGAACUACAUGCUAAAUAAAUAGUACCAUGUGAAAGUACUGCUGAAGAGGUUUCAUUUGAAUGGUAACACCAUAGGAUUUCAUCCACAGACUCAAAAGUUAGAACUACAUACUAAAUAUAUAGUACCAUGUGAAAGUACUGCUGAAGAGGUUUCAUUUGAAUGCUCACACCAUAGGAUUUCGUCCACAGACUCAAAAGUUAGAACUACAUACUAAGUAAAUAGUACCAUGUCAAAGUACUGCUGAAGAGGUUUCAUUUGAAUGGUAACACCAUAGGAUUUCAUCCACAGACUCAAAAGUUAGAAUUACAUACGAAAUAAAUAGUACCAUGUGAAAGUACUGCUGAAGAGGUUUCAUUUGAAUGGUCACACCAUAGGAUUUCAUCCACAGACUCAAAAGUUAGAACUAAAUACUAAAUAAAUAGUACCAUGUGAAAGUACUGCUGAAGAGGUUUCAUUUGGAUGGUCACUCCAUACAUAGGAUGUUGCUCAGCGUUUUUCACUAUAUAACAUAUAAAGGUGCUUAUAUAGCCGGCGUAGCAAGCGUUUUCGUGCGGUUUCGGAACAAAGAACGAGGAACGAGAGUCAAAGACCGCAUGGAAAUGGGGCGAGUAAAAGAGCGGGGAGGGGGUGGUUCGCGCUGCCAAAACCAAAAAUCCCGGCCGUUUCACGUCGUUCCUCGAAUCGGUCUUGCUCCGAAACCAGACGGCAACGCUUCCUACGCAGAUAGUGCUUAUAAAGUCCUCGUGAGCGUUUUAUUUACGUGUACAUUACAGCCACAACAGCAAUUCCCUAACGUGUUUUUGCAACGGUGUACCGGAGCAUGCACUGUAAGGUAAUUCUGCUGACCACCAGGUACUGAAAGUGAAGUGACUUCAGCGUUGUUAAUUUUCAGUUAAACUUGAUUUGACUGUAUUUAAGUGAGUUUUAUCUGAUUUUUAGAACGAAGAUGAAAAUCUUGACGGCGAGGCGGAAGGUGGGUUUCGUUUCAUUUUACUGUUAGCACUGUUGGAAAGAAAGUGUUUUCAUUUGAAAGCCUGUUUGUUUUUCAUCAUGACAGUAACUGAACUGAUUUUUGAGCAAAUUCUCCCCAUUAUCACCGUGUAAAAUAUUUUGAGGAAACUUUAGAGGCUCUAACGUUCGGAUUCAUUCAACCACGCGCAUGUCCGGUAGCAUAUUUAAAAAAAUGUUAAGCAUUGUUUGCAAAGCAUACAUGGUGUUUUGAAUUAAUUUUUAAGUUAACGUUAAUGCCUUGUUAACAGGCGCUUCUUUGUGCUAAACUAAUGAAAGAUACAUUUUCACGCUGGUUGUUCAUCACCAGCUUUGCAUAAUAUGUCAACUAAUUGUUGCUGUAAGUUGUGAUUUGUAUUUUACAAUUUUUUUAAAAAAUGAAUUUAGCCUUUCACGUUCGGAUAAAAGGAAAAUCGUCCAGAAUUUUGCCUCCGCAUUUAAAUGGCUAUCGCAAACCGUGGAAUUUCAUCAACAGAAAAAAAACUGAGUAUUCUCUGCCUUAUUAUAAUAUCAAGAGAUAACUUCCUUAUAGAUUUGACUGAUUUAGUCACUGGGCGAUCAUUCAAAUUUGUCUUUCAACAAAGAUGCUUUUUUAUUAACAGCUCAAGUCUUGAGUUCUAUGUGUUUCAGCUGGAAUUUCGUGGUAUUAACUACUGUUCUUUUUCAUUCCUCCUUCUUCUUUAAUUCUGUGGCCUGUAAAGGUGUAUUGUUUUUUUCCAGCGACAGUGUAAAACAAGAAAAGAGUAAACAGGCAGGCCAUUUUCCAACUUUAUGAUACCGGACGUUUGCCAUUUUAAACGUAGUUUUUCUUUUACGUUCUUUUUUAAAAUGUUCUUCAAUUCUCUAUAUAUUACGGUGCAACAAGAAUUUGUUUGAACCCAAUUUACACGAGUAAAAUUGUUUUAGACAAUUAUUUACCACGUCGAAGAAAAACAGUCCAAGUUUCACCAUUAAUAAUGUGUGAAAGUUUCCCUAGAUGUGGAAAACUUGCCUGUGAAAUCAGGUCUUAAGAAUCAGCAGAGGUUUUGCGCUGAAUUAUUCAUAGUUUUUUACCACAAGUUUUAAUGAAGUGUAAGCUGUUUUGCAUAAGAAGCAUUUGAAACUACCUGCUAAAAUCAUCCAGAUUUGUGUUUGUUUGAAUAAUUUUCUUCGUUCCACUUUCUCAACAUCAAAAUGGUUGCUGUGGUUGGAAAAUAUGGGCCCUUCACUCUAGUUUGGUCAGGUUAGAAACAAAUUGCGAUGUUCUUUUCCAAUUUCGGUUUCGUUUUGCUACCUUGAAGUCUUUUUAGUAUACACGGAUAUCAGGGUUGCUAAUAGUGUCACUUCAUUACGUGUUAAAAUGCCAGUUUUUGAACUUAAACUGGCCCUUACCUUGUGCGAGGUCGUACUUUGCUCGCUGUGUUUGGCGGGGAUCUUCCUUUGCCAACAGAAGUAGUUGUUGUUAUAUAAGCAUUUUGUAAGGAUGGCAAGUCACAACGCCCGUUUUAGAGUUUAUCUUGGCCAUGAGCCUAAUGUAGUCAUUUUCUUUUAUCUUUGUUUAAACUGAUACCUUUUCUUUUAAAAGGAAAUUCGCAUUCUCCCAUCGCUUGUGAGAUUUCAGUCGAUGUUACGACUCUGAACACGCCAUUUAUAUCUUUUUGUAGGAUAGUACUUUUCUCUUGAACGUUGAAGAUGUAGAAAUAGUUUCGUUACUGCCGAGUUACCUUGUCAGUCUUGAAUUUGAAGUGAUGGUGGGAUGGAGGAGAGACGGUAUCAGGUCGUUUCGUCCGAAGGUCGGUCCGCCCGAUAGCAGUUCGCCCAUACUCGAGUCGAUUCGCCCGAAGCGUAUCUGUUGUUCUUUAAGCCUUUUAAAAAGGGAAUAAAGUGACUCACUGCACAUAUGGAAUCCAAGGGUAACUAAAAUAACAUCUCGAAAGGUAUGUUCACCUCGUUGUAGAGUGUUUUAUGUCAUCGGGCGAAUCGACUAAUGUCAUUGCGAACGCCGUCAGGUGAAUCGACUUUCGGGCGAAACGACAGCAAUUCAGGAGAGACAAAAUACCUGCACAUGUUUGUUAUUGCAUCUAAAUCCACCUGCUUUUUUCGAUAAAGUUAUAAAUAGGGCCUAGUUUCAACUUACUUGCCGUAUGUUACGGGUAUUUUAUGAAACUCAACUUCAGUUCCUCGUUCAAAAUCGUGUUUGCGAUGGUCAUGUUGAUAGCCUCUAGUUUAUCAACGUAAUUCACUUCUUGAUUGGCUGAUGUUUUGCUUUUCGUCCCUGUGCCUUAAACGGCCAGUUAGUCAGAAUGCUCAGCGUUUAACACCUCUUAUAUUCGUUUGUAUGUUAAAACUGGGGCGGCAACCUUUGCUAGUUCAUUUUAUUUCCAAAGUAUCAUUGUAAGGCACAUAAUUCAUCAGUCACUUCUUUAACACUGAGGCCACAAAAAGACGAAUCUGGAUUUUUUUGAAACGGCGUUCACUUUCACACAAAUCGGCCUUCUGUCCACACGAAACCAUGCAAUCCGCACACCGAAACAGCAUCUUUUUGAAAUCGCUCUACAGAGUUGUUUAACUCCCCGUUUUGACGAACCCGGCAUUGUGGCUUUGUGGCUUCAAAGGUGUGUAUGUGGCCUGAAACGUUUUGGUUUAGUGCAAUCUGCAGAUAAUCAUCAGUAGAGUUGCUUUCGAAGAAUUUGGUUGACAUUAUGCGAUUGUGUAACGUAACAGUUGAAGAAAAAGAGGGCUUAGUAAAGGAGCGGAAGAGUUGGGGCGGGGUUUGGAGGAGGGGGGGGGGGUGUUUCUUGGUGUUGUGGAAACCAUUGUUGGUUUCGUCGCUUUGAUGUGGGUAUUCAUUGUCUUUCCAAUCUCCUGUAUUACGUCAUUUGGUGAUUGCACCUGUCCGCAAGUGCCCACCUACCCCUCCCCUAAGCCAACGUUGACACUUCUCACUUAGGGCAAAAUGUUGGCUUAGGGGAGGGGUAGGUGGGCAGUUUCCUAGAAACGUAUAAUGAACCGAAUUAACGACCGUUUUAUCAUCCUGUCUUCUUGAAGCCAAAGACAGUUCAUCACCGGAAAGGAACUUCUAACCAAAUUAGAGCGCUGCGUUGUUAUUUGUGGCAUGAUCUAAAGUUAAUUAUUGAAUUUGCAAAGUUAGCCUGAAAGUAUCAGAAGCUCGUCCUUUUUUAAAGGUGAUGUUAAAUGGCACGAUCCGCAACGACGAUUUUUAGCGCAACAAAGCGUUGCAAUGUUGGAACAAUGUGGUAACCAUUCGAAACAUCGCGUAACAAUGUUGUCACGCUAUAUUGCGCCAAAAAUCUUUGAUGUGAGUCAUCUCGUGUAACAUCACCUUAAAGGAAUUUGCAAUGCUCUCGAAGAUCCUGCUUAUCGGCCGGUAUGUUUCGUUUUCAGAGGGACCAACGCUGAAGAGGAAGCCGACACCUCCAAAAAAUGGCCGACGAGCUAGCGAGGAGGAUAAAGCUGAAACAGAAGAAGAACAGGAACUCGUGACAGUGACUAAAGUGGUUGAAGAGGUUAUUAGUGGGUUUUAUUGUUUUUUCACAUAUGACGGAUAUUUAUAGAGUAGGAGAGUGUCACGCAGUUGUUUAAUGGGCGGUCACGCAACAAGGGAAGGGCGUUACGUGAUGGUCCUAGUAACAGCUUCUCAGUAGACAACGCUUUUAAAUUUUUAAAAACCAAAAUUAAUGAUACGCAGAGGAGGUUAUCCAUCGCUGUGGCUGUGAGAAGAAAGCCAUGAAGACGAAAGAAAGAAUAUACAUGUAAUCACUAAAUGAAAAGAACAUUUAUGAUGGAAAGGGAACAUUUCUUGGUUUCAAUUGCUGCGGGUUAACCGUAUGUAAAGACGUUGAGAUUUCAAAGAAUUUCAAAAGGCCAUUAAUACUUGGAAAAAUAAGACGCCAUUUAUAUUGAGGUACAAACUGUACCGUCCAUACGGGUAUAAUAGAUACGGUGAGUCUUAGCUUGGUUGCAUCUCAUCUGAUAUGACUAAUCUUGUUUCUCGCAGAUUGAAUACACAAUCCAUCGUAACAACAAAGGUCUUGGAAUCAAUAUCGCGGGUGGAAAAGGAUCAACUCCUUACGCUGGAAAUGACGAGGUAUUUAAAAAUAAAAUUCCUCUAGGAAGUCUAAGUCAGGGCAAUACGUCUUAUCGAUUUUAUUAGAUUGGGCCCUUGUGCUGUCAUCUGAGAUGUAGAAAUGCAGCAGUUUGUGAAACAGCUUCUGAACGUCAUGUAAACAACUGGGUAAAUAAAAUUUGCUUCCUUUCUUUUUGUCAGGGUAUUUUCAUUUCCAGGAUUUCUGAAAACGGUCCUGCAGGCCAGGAUGGAAUUCUUAAGACAGGAGACAAGAUCUUGAAGGUAGAUCACAUCAAAUACUUCAGCCUUGCAGCUAGACUGCUUGCUGUCCGCCUUUUCUUUUAAAAUCUGCCGAGUUAAAAAAAGGGAUAAGGGAGCGCAAAGACGACGAGGACGGUAGUCAGAACGGAAUAAAGAAAUAGGUUUAGGGCCUGUUUAAAACCCCAGGCAAAAAAAUAAUCACCCCACCUUCAUGUUAACGUGAAACAAAUGACAAUUAUAUGGACAAACGCGGGUUACCUCAUCACGAUUUCAACAACUUUGCAUGUGCAUCACGAUUUCUUGUACAUUUCUUUUCCUUUGUUGUACGACCACGACUUGAAACUGCCUAUUUUCACGUUUUAUGGAGGACGUGAACACAAGACAGCGAUUUUCUAAUUCUUUUUUAAACUUAGAUACAGUCCUUUAGGCUGCGUGCAAACGGACGCAACAACUCCCAACAUUGUUGCGCCAACAAUGUUGGGAGUUGUUGCGUGCGUGUUGGCAGUGGUGUGCAAAAGGAUACAACAACUCACAACAAUGUUGCGACCUGCAGUGCAUCGUGGGAAGGAUACAACCCAUAAGUCUUUGUAAACCAUGCGCAAUGCCAUGCGUGGCCCCAACAAUGUUGGAAGAGCUGUGCAAACGGAUGCAACAUUGUUGCGCUACGCUUCGGCGAUCAUGGAACAAAAGAAAUGUUGGGAGUUGUUGGCUGAAAAAUUUGACCGGUUUCAAACUUUGCGCAACAACACGCAACAACAUCCAACAACAUGCAACAGGGUGUGCAAACGGACGCAACAUGUAACACCCAACAAUGUUGAGAGUUGUUGGUCAACAAUGUUGCGUCCGUUUGCACGCAGUCUUAGAAUUCAACUCCAGAACAAUUCACAAACAUUGGACAAAUUCGACGCCAUGGAAGAAGAGCGAUGAAUUUUGAAACAACGUGAAUUCAAGUUUUAAGAGUCGUUUGUCUCAAAUUUUAUUCCUUUCGUUUCCUCGUCAUAUUUUAUAACUCUUUGCCACUUCUUUCAAAAUCUUAGGUUAACGGUGUUGAUAUUUCAACUGCUACUCACCACGAAGCUGUUCACGUUUUAAAAAAUGCUGGAAAUGACAUUCAUCUAGUUGUAGUAAGAGAAAGAGAAGAUUUAGAGAAGCGAACAGUAACGACAACGUCCAGGGAACAUCUCCCGACGGCAUCCGACGACAAUGAUGCAAUUGAUGAAGCUCUGGAAGAGGCCUUCAGCAAGGAAGAGGUCAAUGAAGUCCACAAAGAACCAGAAAUUGAGCUACCGAAGGUAUGAACCUCCCCCCCCCCCAACACCCGCCACCCUCCCCCCUUAAGUUAACUAUGUAACCUUACAAACCCGAGAGAGGGACAUCUUGGAACUUGAAACAUUUACUGGCAAUUGCGUUUUAUUUGUAUGUGUUAUUUCCCAAUUGCCUUUGCCUUUUCAUAAAUUAUGAAAGAAACAGUUCUCUGGGAUACCGUCACGUGGUGUGAAUUGGGAAAACAAAACAUACAGGUAAAAAGGUCUCUUAACUUAAAAGAUGGGUUUUAUGUCCAAACUGUCCACACUUCAUCUUGGGUUAAAGACAAACAUUGACGUGCAAUUAUGCAAGCAGGCUCAGCGAGGAAUAGUUUUAGAGGAUUCAAACAUUUAUACUUGUACCAAACACCAUUACAAUUACAUGUAUACAAACAUUUUGAAUCUUAAUACGGACAUUGCUCAAUGUGCAAAAGACGAUGAGUUUAUUCGAAGUAUUUUAGUAGCUUCCUCAAGAUUUUCAUUCUUAAGACCACUACUAGUGCACGUGAAUUAUGAAGCUUUGUCGUUGUUGUUUUACCUUUUGGUUUCUCUAAUUGCUUUGUUUUCUGUUGAUUACAUUACUAUAUCGCAGUUAGAUAACUCUAAUUUUUUUUAUCAGGUAAAUGAUGAACCUGCCAAAGAAGAAACAAAAAAAGUUGGUGUUCGUUUUGCUCCAGAACCGGAAAUGGAGGACAUUCAAACAAGAGUCGAGGUAAGCAUGAUACAUGUAGAACAGUGCGAGGGUUGUUGGUUUAUUUAGAAGGUGGUGUGCGUCUUCCGAAGUGAAUGUAACAGUUUUGUGUAACACUGUUGCUGUUUGAACUGUAUUAAUUUGGUUUUGUCCUCAUCACAGAAAGAGACGAUAACGUUAAAAAGAGGAGGCGAGAAGGGCCUGGGGUUUAGCAUUGCUGGAGGUCGCGGAUCAACCCCUUAUAAGGAUGGGGACUCGGUAAGUUGAUUCACUUCAUUGUGUGAUAAAUAUGCGUUAUUGGCCAAUCGUGACCUGAAGAUGGCUGGGUUUUGGCAAGGUUAGUUUUUGCGUACUUGUGGACCGAGAGUAGGACGAAGUGAUGGUUUAUAGAAGACCAUAAAAGCGCAACAGAGAACGAGUUCAAUACUCAGUCAUCUUCAGCGAACAAGUCCGUUAAUAAAGGAUUUUCGUAUUGCCAAAGAGAGGACUUUUUCUGGCGGGACCAACGCGGCAAAUCCCAAGCGCGCAAGAUAGGUCUAUCAGUGCCCUCUAGGGUUGCCAAUUAGAGUACAGGAUUCCGAUCAUCUUGCCCGCCCGGGAAUUCAGCCAAAUAAUUGGAAUUAAAUCUGUUAGGGCCAGUUAUUUAAACGGAGUUUAGCCAGUGUUUAACAAAACCGCGUUCUAAGCCAUUUUUAGGUCGCCGAAUGCUUUUAUCUUAACGCCAUUUAUCAUGAAAAGUUUCAUGAAUGCACUUAAUAAUUUAUAAGGCGUAGUCUACAAUAGCACAUAUUUUCUUAAAAUUGCCCACUGAGGAAGAUAUCUGGAGGUCCAAAGAUUUGGCCUAAGGUAGACUUCGUUUAAUAAUCGACCGUUAGUGCUUAACACUUUAAAGUACUGCUUUUAUGACCUCACCUGGGGGACAGGGCCGCCACUUCCAAGUGAUAUGGCUAUCCGUUCUGGGCACUCCCAAGGGUCAAAUGGUUUGCAGGAUUGAUCCGGUCGAGUAUGAAAUCCGCAUUUCUUCGUCCUGCGAGUUACGAUAUCAGUGCUCUGCGGCCGUUAGAAGAGUUCUGGUGUCACAGAGAGAUUUAACGGAUUUAGGAAGGUUGUAAGCAAGAGGGGUUUAUCCUCUCUUGUCCUUAGUUAAAGAACUUUCUUCUUGAAUGUUUUCUUGAUGUUUGCUGUUGUUUCUUUUCAGGGAGUGUUUAUCUCUAAGAUUGCUGAAGGUGGUACUGCGGAGAGAGACGGUAGACUACAAGUGGGAGAUAAAGUUCUUUCGGUAAGAAAAUUGGCGAACGCACAUUGUAGCGACAGUGCUUCAAUCUGCGGCCAUUUUCAGGGCUUGAAGUAAUGGCCAGUCAACGGACAAUGUUCGGUCAAAAGUCGGCUUUGUCCGGUCAUGCAAAUCCUUGGAUGAACGGGCACUCUUCCUGUCGUUUACGCUUCUGUUGGAAGAUUUAAUUUUAUAAAGAUAUGACGUAAUAAAUAUUUAUCCGGACAAAAACGGGUUGAGUCCGACCAGACACGGCAGCGUGAACACUUCAGAAUCCAGUACUGGCCAAUAUGGGGCUGGGGCUGCUCAGUAAUGAUGCUCCUUGUUAUUUGUAACAAGGCAUGGUCUCUCUGUUUUUUUCAGAUUAAUGGUAAGGACAUGAAAAUCGCCAGACAUGAGGAUGCGGUUGCCAUGUUAACAGGCGGCCUCUCCUACGUCACAUUAGUGGUUUGUCGGGAAAAAGUCAUCAACAAAAGAAUGCUUCCGUUGUCUAAACUGCAGGAUCAGUCAUUUCUUAACAAGAAACUGGGUGUAAAGGUAGGAACCUCUGUUAGUUACAGGUCGAAACUUUACGAUUAUUCUGUGAGCCUGCGGUUAGGAGCGGGACGUUUACCGUAUAAAGAGGGUCGGGAUACCGUAAACUGGUGCUUGUAAGCCCUGGGCUUAUAUUGCUGAUUCAAUAAAGGUUGCUUUGGGAAUUGGGAAUUGAACAUUUAUGUAUAAAGUUGUUAACAACUUGGUUCAUAUACCUCUUGCAAAUACAGUUCAGCUUUCAUAUUCGAAAACUCGAGCGAAUCAUCCUUUGAGAAAUUCAAAUGCAUAUAAGCAUUUUUUGUUCCCAAGGGUACCCCUCUCUGGAACAGUCUACCUAGCGAUGCCGUCUGUGCAGAAUCAGUUAGGUCCUUCCACGCUAAGUUAAUGCGUUAAGCCUUAGCUACAUUGCUUUAUUUAAGUAUUUUGUAAUAAUGACGAUAAUAGUUAAUCUAAGUUUGUUUGCAAUAAGCUUUAUGCCAGGGUUAUUUGUAGCAUUUAAAUGUACUCCUCUCUUUGCCGUUUGACCUUUUAACUUCGGUAUAUUGUUUUUGACUUAAGGAGUACUAAAUAUGUAUGUAUUGUGCAUUGGGCAGCUAUUGUUUGGUGGUCACUGAAGCAAAUCAUGACAAUGUGUUUUUUGAGCAUUUCAGUGAAGCAACAGCAUUAAGCAUUAUUCGAGCGUAUUUUUCAGAGAAAAUGAAAAUAAGAGUACAGGGGACCCCCAAUCAAGCGGACACCCUCUAUUAAGCGGACACUAAGCCGGGUCCCGAUAUUAAUGUCUUCUUUCUCUUUAUAACGAACCCCUAUUCAGCGAACACCUAUUAAGCGGACGCGGACACUAAAAUGAAUUGUAUUAGGCUAAUUUCUAUUGUUAAAAACCUCUGUUAAGCGGACACCCUCUAUUAGGCGGACAGUUGGGAAGGUCUCGAAGGUGUCCGCUUAAUAGAUGUUUCACUGUACUUGUUCCUGGAAAAAAACUUUUUUCAGAAAAAACGGAGACAAACUAGAAAAAACUAGAAAUUCAAAGUGCGGAGACUGAGGAAAAGUUAAUUUUUGCUGUUUAAAAUGUUAGAAACUUGAUUAAGUUGUUGUUUUACUACGUGUACCAUUUCGGUAACGAUAUCACCUUGGUGGGGGAGUGUCAAGGGCGUAUACUGCGCUAUUGGUCAGUUGUUAAGUAUUUGUGUGUGUCUUGUUCAUUGGGUAGAGAAAGAACAUGAACCGAAAACAUCAGGUGUUAAUUUUGGAACUUAAACGCUAUAUUUUUUGACAAGGACGAACACUUUUCUUUUGCAGGAGCACCAAAUAUUUAAUAGCGUGUUCGGAAUCGUUUCUCAGUGAAAGCAACUCAAACAUAACACAUUUUCAAUUGGCAAGAGUUACCCAACGAGAGGCGUCUUUUCAAGUGAAUUAACUUUCAACCUUCUUUCUUCCGCAAAAAGCGGUACAUGGCUUCAAGACGGCUGUGAAAGUUACCUGUUAUUAUUUCGUCACAUAAAUAUGGCAGCUAGAAGGGUUCACAAGUGUCCCCUGUGAUUUCUAUUCUCGUUCUUUUUUGUAGCCUGAAAUGAACCAUGUCUCACCAGAGAAGCCAACAGUUAAUCACGAAGAAACGAACGGAACCAAAGACAUGGACAUCGAGGUUAGAUUUUGAUGAACUCUCCCUUCCUGCACUUUCUGUUUAGUGCCCGAACUCCAAUCUUUUUUGUGGGUGAUUCGGCUCAGGAGGGUGAUUUUAACCCUGUAAGUGCCAAUAGUGACCAAGAUCAAUUUUCUCCUAACAAUAUCCAUACACUGUCAACGGGUAAGUUCUGAGAAUUAACAAAAUGAUCACCCGAGUAAAAAUGCCUUGAUCUUUUAUCAAAUUCUCUCAACUGAUACUUUAAGGAAAUGUAUGAAGAUCAGUUUGGAGAAUUUGUAUGUGGUUACUGGGUCUUAAAGGGUUAAAGGAACGAAGAGGAAAGACUUGACCUUUUACUUCUUCCUCAGUCCAAGACAAUUCUUUCAUAGUUUUUCUUUCCGUUUUUGAAUCUUUUGCUUGUAAACCCUUUUAAGUCUGUCCGUUUUAAUCUCGCUGUAAACCCUGUUAAAUACAGUUUCUUGCUCUCACAAUUCUCGCACGUAACUUAUGCGCAGUCCUUCCUAACAUUAACGACCGAAACGACCACAUCCAAAUUUUGCUGCUUUAAUUGAAUAGGGUCAACUAUAAUGGAAAAAAAGAAAAAGAAAGUGAAAAACGUAUACAGCUUUUGCUGAAAUUUCGGACAUAAGAUUUCGAAGAAGAACCGAGAUGAAGAAGGAGGGCUUUCAAGAAUUUUCUUGCUCCUUUUCCAUGACAGUUGUUCCUUUGGAACCAUCACGUUAAGUGACGCACGGCGCCGUAACAGAGCGAUAAAACUUUGAGAACUGCAAUUCAUUUUUUUUUAUUUUGUAGGAAGUUGUUUUAAAGAAAGGAAACAAUCCUUUAGGCUUCAGCAUCGUUGGAGGUUCGGAUCAUGCCAGUCACCCCUUCGGCAUGGAUGAACCAGGAAUAUUUAUCUCCAAGGUGAGUGCAAAACAGAAGUACUUCUUAGACAGCAUGACAGGGCUCGAAAAAGGCCAGACCGGUCGUCCGGGCGGGGCAAGUUAAUUUUCUUGCUGAGCAGGCAACUUUUUAACACCAUAUUUAUUUCAUGAAAUGGAAAUGAACAAUCGUUGUGAUACGAAAGUAAAGAAUUAAAAAGUAAGAAUUCUCAUUGAGUGUUUUUUCCUAUCAAUUCUCACAGCGAUCUUGGUCGUACAGUUUUUUUUUACUGUGUUUUCACAAGCGCAAAGGUCUGGGGCAAGAGUGGAGCUUGGUCACGCGUGUCAGCAGCGGCGUAAGCUGCACCCGGGUGGGGGAAGAGGUCCAACCCCUUACCCUUUUAUACACCAUUUUUCACGAAAAAGGUACCCCUUUCGUAUACCUUCUAUUGGCAAAUGGUUGCCUUUUCACAUACCUUGUUUGAAACUUUGUAUCCCUUUUAACUGCUGUUAAUGUACUAAAUUUUAAAUGGGAAUCGAAAGAGAGAAAGAACGUUUUCUCGACUUUCUGAAGCCAUAAAAUUCAUCUGUACUAGCCCUUUUGGGGCCUUUAACAGACCCAAAUGACAGAUUUUCCUACCCUUUUAUAUACUUCAACUAGUGAAAUCCCUACCCUUUCAUAUACCUGAAGCCUGAAAAAGAUACCCCUUUCGUUGGGUGUACCCCCACCCUCCUCCCCCUUGAAGCUGCAUCCCUUUCUUACUCUUAUUGUAUAUCCUCCGUUAAUUUCUAGAUUGUUCCAAAUGGAGUCGCAGCAACGACGCAUCUGCGGGUGGGAGAUAGAAUGUUAAUGGUGAGAGCCUUUAUAGUCUUAAAUUAUCCAAUCACUUCUUAGCACGAUAUAUAUGAAAACUAGGGGAAAGAAUCGCUUGUAUGUUAGAGUUUUAUCGAAGACAUUACUUAGUUACACAAAUAUUUGCCAAGCAUCAUUGGGCAAUUGACGAGUAAUCAACAAAUGCCUCUCCUUAGAGCCAAUCACAAAGUUGAAAACCUCUGACGUAAGUUAUCAAAUGCGCGCCUUUAUGUUUGUAAGCGGCAGCUUUCAAACAAAAAGGCAGCGCCAUAGCGCAACAUUUGUUAAUGAGAGAAUGGCAAUUUGUAUAUGGAUACCGUUAAUUUUUUAAAUGAAGAAUCGCAACUACGAAUAGAGACUAAGAUCGACCAAUUUUAGUCCGAGAGUUAAGAACGUUUCUUUUAGAUUUGACAAAGUCAUUGAUAGUAGAAUGGCCCUUUUUUUCUCUUGCAUCGACUUACUUUAAAGACAGCGAAUACCUUUUAGCUUCUUUUUAUUUCAUAAGCUUUUUGUUUCUAAUUGCAGCCGUUUUUUUACGUAAUGCAACAUGAGACCGCCUUUUUAAAUGGACGCCGCCAAACUCAACGACAUAAACCGCAAGCGAUAAUGUCAUAGAAACCGUCUUAAACAUUAGGUUAAUUUAGGUGAAAGGAGACAGACUGACGUUAAAUGGAGAAAGCGCCUUCGGGAUAAAACAAUGUUUUGCGUUACAUUCCCCCCCGCCAGCGGUAUGUUUGGUCACUGAAAAUAUAAACAGGGUUGCUUUGUCGACGCGUUACAUUGCUUGAAGCCGUAGAGUUUUCUUUUUAUUCGGAUUUAUUUUAGUAGACAGAAAUUGCCGUGCAAGUAGUCAUUUCGCCUUAUACAAAAUUUUAGAGGGAAGAACAUUGUCUGCUUCUUUAGUUCUAUAUUCAAUUGCGGUUGUUUUAUUGCCAGCUUUAUUAGUGAACAUAACGGUAGCAAGUGAUCUAAUCGUCUUUACAAAAAUUUAAAAGAACAAUUGGCAACGCCUUAACUGCCCACGUAAGACUUUUGCUCUAAAAGGAACAGCAGAAACGAAAUCGGUAUUACUGGUGUUUCAAUAUAAAUGCGUCAAUUCAGAGAUUUUGUUAUUUCUUUUUCAAGUUCUAUUUUACGUUGGCUGGCAAGUGAACACCUACGAGUUUUUUUUUUUUUUGGCCAAACCCAUUUCCUCUUUCAGGAGUUUUGGAAGUAACCUUAGUUUUUUCUCUCUAUAAAGCUUUUCCUAGUAAGAAAGUUCUAGUGAUUUUUUCAGAGGAGGUAUUUUUGGUUGUUUUUUUGUCGGACUAGAAAGUUCAUGGGUGGAUGCUCACCUUUGGACUCGGAGGCAAUUAGGAGAUGGAAACACGAUGACGCGAGUCACGGAAUUUUAGCCUUUCGGUUUUUCUAAGGGGCGUGGAUCUUUCAAGAACACAGUUUGGUUGUGUUUAUUUAAGAAGGUGGCAGAAGUCUCAUUGUGAAGGCUAAAAGAUUGUCAAUAACAUUGAAGAUCUAUUUUGACGAAUUGAAGAUGCGUUUUUCCAAACGUCUGAGUUGUGAGCCAGACUUGUCUGGUCAUCACUCUUUGUGUUAAACUAGACAGCGAUUUCUUUCUGACCACAAAAUAUUCAAAAACUGUUAUUAUCCUAACACAACGAGAUUUUUUUUUUCUUUUGGUUGUCGUUAAUGUGACGGGUUUCAGCCGCAGCAGUACUUUGUUGUUCACUUUUGCGCGACGAUCCAAUCUUUUGGGCUGAAAUUCCGCUACAUAAGAUAUUUUGUUACUUCAAAAACUUCUUCCGCACUUAAUUUCUUUAUUAGCGUCAUAAACCUAGUCUGUUGUAAACAACCGGUCCUUUGUGUCAAUUGGCUAUUGAUAACUUCUCUAGGCAGUUUCCGGGGCGACACGAUUAAGCAAACUGCCCACAAGUUCCCUUUUAUUUGAGAGUCAAGCGUCUAUUAUUUGUCUAGUCUUUGGUUUGAAUUAAAAAAAGACACCGGAUGCUGUUUUCUGUGUUUACUUUCUUCUUUUCAACUUGUUCGCUGUCAAAAACAAAUUAGAGGUAUUUGCUUAGUGGUAACUUAGGAGAAAUUUAUACGGCUUAUAUACAACUAUAGAUCUAUGAAAUACACGUUCGUACGACCCCACUGGUAUUUCCCGUCUUUUUACAAGUCAGUGUGAAUGAACAGGAAUAUGCGUCGUAAAAUAAAGCAAAGUUGUGUCAAAAAAGUCCUCGCUCCGCUCGCCAAGAGGUCGACUUGUAGAAAGUCUAUAAACUGACCAGCUGUCAUAAACUGAAACUUACCAAUACUUCAUUGCUUUCUCUUCUUGGAGCACUCUACCCUGUUCUCACUCAAUUUCGCGAAAAAGCGUAAGCCAUAUUUCGCGAGUAUUUGAAUUUGAAUUUUAAGUGAAUUUUCAGGGAUUUUUAGAUUUCGCGAUACUUGCGAAAUAUUAUGUAUUUAUUUUAACCUAAAGUUGACCUUUACAAUUCCGCGAAAAAUUCAGUGAAAUUCCAUAGAAAGAAUUAAACUGGUUAACACUGCACCUGAGCGUGCGUGCAUUUUGCAUGUAUAUAGCAUAGUUGCAUCGGUAUUCAGACGUCAGCAAUUCCUCGACAACUUUUUACGGUACUACACGAGUGGAGUGUUCGCAUUCGCGUGCAAUCAAAUAGCCUUUUAGUUCUAUUAUUUAAUGAACCAUCACCAAUCAAGCACGAGAGUUUUCUCAAACGCGCCGACCCUUAAGUAUACAACCUUCUCCAAAAGAUGUACUUCGGCAAAUGCACUUUUUGUCGCCUAGAUAAUAAGCGGCCCAUCUUGUCGGGCCAUCAAAGUCGCGAAGUCUUCUUAAAAGUCUACAAAAUCGAAUUUAUCGGGCUAAAUUGCCCCCUUUGGGCUAAUUAAAAUUGUUCGCGUCAUGGCAAAAAAUGGAUGAAAAGUGGAGGCGCAAUUCGCUAGGGAUUUGAUAUUAUUACAUGUCUGUUUGUAUUCGUUACGUUCGGGUUGUCAAAGCAGUUGAAUGAAAUGCUUAUGUGAGCGAUUGUAAACGGGACAAGUGAGCAGUUAAGCGUAGGAAACCAAAGUAAGAACAUCCAAAAAAGAAAUGAUCGGUGUGGAUAUGGUCAGGAGUUGGCCAUGUGCUUCUUCCCUUCGCAGAAAGGUAGUUUUUUUUCGUCAUGUAAUUUUUAAACCCAGUCUUACAUCUUUGGUUCAAAAUUUCAAUUAAUUUGUAGUGUCAGCUUAAAUCUUUUAACUUUGAGUAGCCUCUCCUGUGAGUACUUUAUGAGCAAAUACUUUAUGGUGUUUAUUUUAUUCCUUUCGUUGAAUUUUAGGCGAAUUAACCAUUUAAAUUUUGAACUUAAAUGGUAAAAUUAAGUCUGUUAGGUUCCCAAAUAUGGUUUUGUCUAACAUAUAACAGCUUAUAACUAGUUUUAAGUGGGUAUCAGAUCGUUUUGCCCGUAAAAGAAUUCAUAACUUGAGCCUUUUUGCAUGUAAGGUAACAUAAACUAGAAUUAUUGACGAAAAGUCGUAGUAUGAAUUCUGUUAAGUUUUCUUUUCUCGUUCUAAAACAUCUACAGGUACUCGAUACAACGAAGUAGAUUUCGUGAAGUCUAUUAAAAAUGUCUUAGUAUUUGUUAAAUUUGGGAAAAUAUUAUACUGUCUAGUGUGAUUCGUAAUGUUCACGGCAAAUUGCAUGACUGGCAAAAUAGUUUUCAUACCUCAGUAACUGGGCAAUGUUUGUUUUCUUUUUGUUUAUUAUUAUAGUUGUUCAGUUGAGCGAGUCUUCCAGGUCCCCGAAAAUUCAAAUAAAAUAUUAUGAGCGGUACUUUUCUGUGGUACUGUUUAUUCUGCUGUACAAUUUUACUUUAUAUUCUGAGUCUAUUUAUCAAAUCUUAAAGUGCAAUCGUCUUUCAAGUUGGCAGUACUUCUUUUACAGCAGUGUUAAAUAAUAAAGUGUUGGCUAAGGUACUUCUAAUCCUGAAGUGUUUCCGUUUAAAUGAAAGCCGCGCAGUGACACUUGUAGUUUCGAGACCAUUACGAUGGAGUAAAGUUAUAAAUUGAACCUUAAUAUACGCUAAUUCUCUAUUUCUGUUGCUUAAUGAUUUACGUAACACUUUGCAUUUUUUUUCUUCACGUUAGGUAAAUGGAAAGGACAUGAGAAAUGCUACUCAUCAAGAAGCGGUAGCUGCUCUAAUAGCGAAUGUUUCGCUCAUAAAACUUCUUGUCCGCCAUGAUCCACCACCAAAAGGUCUCCAGGUAAGGCAAAGUAUUGGUAACAGGUCGUUUCGCACGAACGGCGAUUCCCCCGAAGUUGUUUCGCCCGGACAUAACUAGAUUCGCGCCGUGAUUAUUUUGUCAUCGCAUGAAUCGACUUACGACCAGGCGAAACGCCCACAAUUCAUAGCAUUUUCUUUUUUCUUUUUUACCUGAUUUUUGUCUUGCUUCUUUGAUAAACCGGCCGUAAAAGAACAAUUUGACAAAAAAUCUUGUGUUUUCUUUUGCUUAUCGACCCUUUUUUGUAAGUACAUGUACUGUUGUUCUUCACUGAAGCGUGGCUUGCCGGCCGAUUUGUGCCUUCAGAGAUAAAACAUCAAACCUCUGAAAGGCAAAGAAAGUAACCAGUUUGAUAAGGUAUAAACCCUUCUUUAGCCCUUAAAAAUAUCAUUGAGUUUGUGUUUUCAAUAGUGCUUAUCCGUAAAGUAAAUAAACCAUGUUUUGAAUUGAAAAGUAAUGAUUUGAUGAUCUGUCGAUUGUUUCCUAAUAAUAGUCAUAGUGAUGUCCACAAUUCGCCCAUGGCGAAAAGUAGUAAAAUAGCGCGGCGUUAUUAAUUGGCAAUUUCCUAGAAGAGAGUAAUCUCUUAGUAAAGAAACACUCCUUUCCCUUUCGUGUUUUCUUUUACCUUUUUGACGCUAAGCCGAAUAAAGUAUACUGGCUGUUGCUGAACAAGAACUAAUCCUUCAAAAGCGACCGAAGAUUUUAGGGCUUUUAAAGCUAGUCUCGCUAUGGGUGUAUUUUCACGCUUACUACAAUAAGAUCCAGGGCGGUGGCAAAAUUCAACACUUUGACAAAACAUGAAAGGCCAUGAAAACUUCAUUAGUUUGUCCGCCAAGUUUUCUUUAGAACAACAGCACGAGAAGGACUUUGCCUCUGCGUGUUUGGCUUUUAAGAGACCAGCGUUUGUUUACAACCAGGUUACUUUGUAAAAUUAUUCUUUCAACGGCAGGAGUAAAAUUAUCAGAGAUAAGCUGUUAGUCUUUGUCUUUAAUCGGCAACCUUGUCCGCUUUUUAAUCUCCUGGAUUACAACAGUGUUCUUUUCGUACAAUUCGGACCAUUAUUGCUUGUUUUUAGUUCCCACGAACUAUUUAUGAACGGUUCUAAUGUUGUCUGCGUUAGAACAAAAAGUUAGGAUUUUUGUUUCCGGUUUGCGGCCAUUUUGUUUUUGAAAUUUUGGAGCCUUUUUGCAGCCAGGGUUUGUUAGCUCAAAUGAUUUUCUUUUAUUGUAAAAGUUCUUUGACUGUUUUUGAAAAGAUUCCGAAAAUCGCAAAUAAAGCUUUCACGCCCCACUUCACAGAACUUAGUGCAACUUUGCUUUGCCUAAAAACAAAAACAAUAAAGAACAGCAACAACAGCAGCAGCACUGAGACGCCUGUUUUUUAACAAGAUGACUUGUUAAGUAAAUGCAGUCUUUUUCCGGAUAGCAAAGAGAGACCAUACUUUACUUGUUUAUUAUACUGAAAUGUAUACAUCAUUUCUUUCAAUAGGAGGUUCAUUUGCAUAAAGGUCCAGGAGAGAGACUGGGUAUUAGUAUAAGGGGCGGUGCUAAGGGACAUCCGGGAAAUCCGCUGGAUAAGACUGAUGAAGGAAUAUUCGUGUCUAAAGUAAACGAAGGAGGAGCAGCUUUCAAAGAUGGCCGUCUCAAAGUUGGACAAAGGAUACUGGAGGUGAGUAUUGUGAAACCAUUCGUUACUUUAGAAAACGAGAAGAGUAACUGUGCCAAGUUGACCCUCGCAAAGGACUUGUGGGACUGUUAUAGGGAAAGGGGAAAUAAUUGGCCAACAGCUGACCGACACGUCAUCAGUAACAAUCCCAGAAACAACUGCGGGGUGCAUAUCGGCUCCAGUUUCUCUCCCGCUUCUAAAGUGGCCAAUGAAAACUGAACAACAGUAAAUGUUACAGGUUUGAUAAUUUUGACUGCAGCUAGAAUAUUGACUUUUCAAGAAAACGAGUAAUUUUAUUGACUAGAGUAACUGUAAAAGUUGCAAUCUUUACUGACUGUGUAUCACUGAGACACUAUUUAAUCCCUCAUAAGGUCAACGGUACCAGUCUCCUUGGAGCCACGCACCUCGAAGCCGUGCGAUCCCUCAGAGGGAUUGGGGAGAAUUUAUCAUUGCUAGUGUGUGAAGGUUUUGAUCCCGCUCAAGUUCCCGCGGGACAAGCAGCAUGGAUGCAAAGUCCCGUGGCCUCGAUAAAUUCAGGCCGAACACAGAGUGAGGAGUCACUUGACCGGGAAGUUAUUGUACCUCCAAACGAAAGAGCGUAUGAAGACAUUAGAAAGGAGAUUAAAAGACAGGUACACCUUAAACUUGUUUUUAGCUUUUCAUAUGUAUGUAGGAGUUAGUGCUUAAAACAGAACGAGUGACCAUUUUAAGAAAUUGAGGAAAAUAAGAACAAUCGUUUUCUGCUUUGAUGUAGUUUCCCUUGAAACGCAUUUGAUUUUCUUCAGUCGCUGCAAAAUUUAAAAUGUAAAACAGCGCAUAACUACUGAAACCACGUUGCUUGCGUGACACCUUGGUGCUUAGCGUUCGUUGUGUGACUCACCGGUGCUUUUGUAAUCCAGUGCACAUUUGCAUUCGUUUUGGGCGAGAAGUCAAAAAAUUCCACAAAGAGCGGCCAUCGUCAUGUUUGUCUAUGAGGAAUAGCGCUAUAAAUCCACAAGUCUUUCCUUCAAGCUCGCAAUUCUUCAGGGGAUAUGACUUCCUUUUGCGUGUUUACGUGGCGAACGGUAAGCUGAGUUUAAAGACACUGACGAAUACUAUUCAUACGACAGAAUUCUGGUCGUUUGUCAUUUACAAAAUCGCAUCACCAGAUACCCCCAUUUAUGGAGUUCAUUUUUGUUGCAACGAAAUAUUUGAAAGCUCCUUUUGUCGCAAGACUGGAAUGCGGCGGUAUAAAGUAUACUCAUAUCCACACGGCAAUAUUCGAGUUUCGAUGGCAGCCGCUUGGCUCGAAUGAACUCCUAUUUUAAUGUAAUCGCCAUGGAAACUGGGCUUAUAGGAAAACCUGAAUGUUUCAGCAAGACCACAAAAAAUUUUAAUGUGCUUUUUUAAGCUCUUGUCUUGAGGGAUUUUAAGGGAAAGCGUUCUCGAGUUUUCUUUAUUUCAGCUCUUUUUAAUACCUUUAUCUCGAACUUUUCCAUUUUUCUUAGCCUUCCACUCACAGACUCUAAAUAGUAGCUCAGUUAAUGUGGUUCUUAUGAUAUCUUCUGCAAGACAAAGGCCAAAAAACGUUCGUUUUCGGAAAGGGAACUUGAUAUUGGCCCGAGUUUUGAUGUCUCGUUUUCUCCCAGAAUCAAAUGUAGAGUAAAAGUGCAAGCCUGUUUUUACAGGGAGACAGUGCGACGUUCCCUGCCCACCUGGGAAAUAGGGCUGCAAUGUGAAUUGUCCAAAUCGUAUGUUGUUACCAUUCAAAUAACCUUUCGCAUGGUACUGUUUGCUUGAAACAAAAAUUUAUCGUUCAUAGAAGGCAUAUAGGCUUUCGUGGGUGGCAGCAAGGUUGACAUAUGCGAGAAAGGCAUGUAAUUACACAGUUUCAUAAAAAAAACACGGGUCUUAAGUGGCGUGUAUGUGGGAUAUUCGUUAAUUAUCUGUGAAUUGAAUUUUUCUUUUUCAUGCAGAAAACAAAGAGUGAACAAAACACAACUCGUUAAUCUCCAGGGAGGGGGUUGGAGUCUCUAUUUUGUUAUUUAAGUACAUAGUUUUUCAAACAUGCCCUGGAAAUGAAGUGUAAAAAUUACUUGCUUGGAAAUUAGUCCUUUAAGGUACAAUGCACGCAUUGAUGAUCAAAAUGACGGACAGCCAACAUGAUCCAUUUUGUAACCUCAAUCUUGCACCGAAAUUUAAAAGUUCCCGCACUUUAUUUCGUUGAAUUGCGAGAAGUGUGGUGCCUGGUUACAGGUGGGAAAGGAAAUUAAUGCUCUGUAGCUUUCUUUAUUUAUUUGGUGCACCAAGUGGUUAUUUCUGCAGGUCAAAAAAAGUCAAAGUCACCUUGUACAUGGGGCUUGAAAGAAUUAUUUUUUAAUAAUUAUUAUUAAUUAUGAUUUCGUAUUUUCCUCUUUACGUUUUGCUUGCCUGGUUUUACUGAACGCCUGUCUGAGUUCAUGAUUUAUUUAGAAGGUGACUUGCCUACCUCUUGCCUAUUUAAGCAGUUGAGUACAAAAAAAGUUACUUACCCUGCGCCAGUGGCCCUAGACGACCGAACGGGGCGUUUUUGGAGUCCUGGAGCAUACUAGAUAAUACCGGAGGGAGCUUUUAAUUCAAUGGUGAUACAAAGAAUUUUAACCACAGAUUCAAAAGCUAGAACGGCCUUGUACAGCAUAGUAAACAGUACCAGAAGUACUCAUCGGUACCUAUAUUUCUUUUUAAUGGAACAUGUCCAGGAUAUUCCUUUGUUCCUACUUUGAAACUUUGUCCAGGCCUUACUUUGAAAAGUUCUUCUGGGUGUUGAAUUUCAAUGCAUCAUUCGACAUUUUAGACAACAUUAUUGUUGAUCAUACUGUGCUUUUCUCCCUGUAUAAAGAUAAAAUUCUGAAGUAUGGGUUGCAUGAACGCCGUGAGUGAUUAUUUCGUACUGCAAUGUUUUUGUGGCAAAUAGAUUUAGAACUUAAUACAGGGAAAAAAUUGGUUUGUUUUGGUGUGUAAGUUGAAUUGAUUUUCGUUUCUUCCAUCAGCAAACAGAAUAGUUUCUAACAGUUUGUGUUCUCAAUUUUUUGGAUCACUUUUAACUUUACUUGAAGUAUCGACCUUAUUUGCAACACUAGUGAAGUUAUGUGACUGAUUGGGACGGAUAUCUUUUUUGCCCUCUUCAGGCCGCUACGAAACGCGUGUAAUCGCAAAUCAGUAUUCCUCCCCUUCGUUUGUUGAAAAAGCGCUUUAUUACUUUUCUGUUAUCUUGCUCGUAGGACAUGGCUUGGUUUGUGAUGUAAAUUUAAAAUCUUUGAAGUCCAAAUUUUGCCAAGUUGGUGAAGAAAGGUUAUCAUUAAACUUCCCAGAGAGUUAAGUGUAACUGAUUCUCGCAAUGUUUUUUCCUAAGUUCAUUCGGAAGAAGAAAACUGUAGGUAAAAAAAUUUUCCCUUUAGUAUAGUUAUCACUGUUGAAUGUUUUAGUUCUUAAAGAAAAUAAACAACAAGAGGCAAUUUGAAUAAUUAACUUUAAAAUUAUGGUUAGCAAUAACGUGUUACCUGUUCAAGACGACACUAAUUACCCUGAUCUCAUAGGAAAACUAACGUCUCGCUCUAACUAUAAUAUGGUAAGAAAGUUUUACAUAUCGACGUAUAUCAAUGUUUUUUUUGGGGGGGGUUCAUGUGUCUCGAGCAUAGGUUUAUGAUUUCGUUUUCGACGGAGGGAGUUAUAUUGCCUUAACGAAACGACAAUACAUGAACCACGCUCAAUAGGCCUGUCUGGAAACCAAUGGCUACGAAUUACGUUACCAUUAUAUAAAAACGCCAUCAUAUUGCCUCUACAUCUUGAAGUCCUUAGGCAAGCUUCCUCGAUGUUGGCAGCCACUCUUUCUUUUUUUUUGAUCCCAGUGUUUCGGUGCUGUGGUAAAGUACUCUUUUGUGGCUUUUAUUGAUCUUUAUGAUGAUAUAAAUGAUUCUGUACUUUUCAUAUUUAAUCUUCUGAAUGAUACGUUUAAAGCCCCGCUAGCCUUUUCGAAACCCAAAUCAGAUCUAAUUAAGUGACUCUUUAAUUUAUCUUUUUAGCCGUUAGAUGCAAUUGUAUUUCUAUCUGCCUGUUGUCGCCAGUUUUAUAUAUUAUUCAGCUAAUAUGUUUCACGAAAUAUUUCCCAGAUAAUACUUGUUCCGCUUUGUUAAAGCUUAAAGUAAUAGUCCCUUCACUCUGUUUAAUUUUAAAGAGCUACGCUUGAGUUGAAUUCACCGCUACACUUUGCUACGUGAAGUGUGGAUUUUCUGCGUGGAUUAACUUGUUUGUCGUAAUUUCCAUUUAUCAGCGAGUUCGUUAUGAAAUAUUAAGGUUAAUAACUUGAGCGUGUUGUUUAUCUAGAAUUUUCCGUAACAUGCAAAUGUUGGCACGAUAUUUACAAAACUGGUUCAUGCCGUGCCAGUUCAGGUACGAAUUGUGCCUUGCCAAUUUUAUAAUUUCUUCGUUUCGUUUCUUUCAUGGAGCGUUUGUUGCUUUAGUGGCGUCCAGUGGCGCUGUGAUGGGGUGGAAUAUUCUCCAGUCUUUUCUAUAGACAAAGUAGUGACGUGUAUCUUUUGUGUCAGGAAAAUCCUUUGUUUGAACAAACUUAGCAAUUGGGUGUUCGGGACGUGUGUUUUUGGUGUGCUUCGCGCUUAACCCGCGAAAAUAUAACCUUAAACCGGAUCUUCUCCCAUUGUAACCGCGAAUCAGCGCCUCAAAAGAUUUUUCUAUCGAUUUUUGUGAAGAAACUCACCAGUAAAAUGGCAAAAGUCGAUGUGAUGAGGAUACUGCGACAAUAUGUCAAGAACAAAAUGGUACUUUAAUUUUCAAUGACCUGAAAAUUUAUUCGGUACAUCCUUUUUCGCCUAGUUUGUGGUCUUCCUAAAUUGUUAUUUAUUUUAGAUCUCUUUACUGUUUGAGAUAUUUUUAUUGCUUUUAUGUCGCUAGUAACUAGUCAUCUCUUCUUUUUUAAGUUCAGUGGAAACUCGAUAUAACGAAACCUCGUUAUGGCGAACACAUUUUGCCGGUCCCUUGGCCCUUCGUUACAUCGAGAUUUAACUGUUUUUGAAUUUUCUUUUGAAGAGCUUCAAAUAUCGACUAUAUUUAAUUGCUUCUAUAAGAGCUGCGUUGUGAAACUGUAGUUUGAAUAAUAUUCCACCAGAACUACUGGAGCCUGCCUCUAAAUGAAAAUAUAGUGGAACCUCGAUAUAUAACUAACGGCCCAGGGACUGUUAAAAUGUGUUCGCUAUAACGAGGUUUUGUUAUGUCGAGGUUCUUUUCUAUAUAUUAAACAGUUUGGGGUAAAAUAAUCUUUCGCUAUACCGAGGAAAUCGUUAUAGAGAGGUUCCGCUACAAAUUUUUGAAAUUUUUGGCAGCAACGCAGUGAUUUUAUCUCAGUUUUUUUUCCCUCUUCGUCUUGAAUUUUUACGAUACUCUGGCAGCUGCUACUUAUAAUAUAAGAGCUGUGAACGUUUGCAGUUUGAAUAACAUUGUCGCUGAAUCCCCCCUUGUACUGAUUCUGUUUAUGAAAAAAAAAAUGCAUUUUGACUUUUUUUCCCGCUUCGUUUUUUAGGAAGAAGAAGCUCGAAAAGAAACCGAACGAUGGGAACGGGAGGAAAAGGAAAGACAGGUAAGAAAUAAUUAUCAGGAAAGAAAUUCUAAAAUACAUGUAUUCACUGAGCUGUUGGCACGCGUGUAAUACGUUCUUUUGUGAACCACACAAAUGAAAUUCUAAGUAUAGCGCUUUCUUGCUGUGCUGUUUGUUGAGCUGUAUAAUGUUAUGCAUGGAUGAAGUGUAAGCAGCUCUUUCUUGUGAUCUGAACUCGCCUGGCAAGUGGGUGACAGAGCUACUAAGCAGUUUGUAUUUUACUAAAUGUCAGAACUAUUUGUUGUGCUUGUCUAUUUUCUUACCCAGCCCCGUCGACACGAAUCCGGUGGUAUCGCAUAUAUUAUUACAUGAAUCAGCGGCCUUCCGUAGACGCGAAACCGUUAAAUCCGCUCCCUAAAACCGCAUCUUUUUGAAACCGCUUAAAGCCCCGUCCACACGAAUCGCGGGAAAAUAUUAGAGCGGUUUAAAAAAUGUCCCAAUUCGUGUGGACGGGUCCUCAGACUCGUUUGAAGUUUAUGAGAAAACAAAUGACAGUAACUUUCCUCUUUGGUCCGUUAUAUGAAUUAUGGGCGGUAUUUUAAUUCCCAUUUGAUGACGUUACAAUUUGUUUGUAACAUUUGAGUCGAAAAAGUGAGGAUUCACAAUACAGCUACCAAGCAGUAAUUUCCUGUAGUAUUGUUCAAUAUCAAAAUUUGAGUCCUCACAAGAUGAAAGUAAUCUUUACAAGAACUCAGUACAAGUCUUAAUGGAUGAAAUUCUAAAGUGCGGUCAUCCAAUUAACAGUUAUUAUCUGUGCUUUGUUUUGUUUGUUUUUUUUUUAGUAGUCCUUUUCAUCUUGUUGCGCUGUAAAAAUUUGAUAGCGCUUUCGCAAUACUUUCAUUUAUUGAAUUACUGUCGACCUCGAACUUUGUUGAGCAAUAGCAUUUUUCUUCCCUGCAAAUUGUUUUUCAUUUUCGACCUGUUUAGGCUGCAGAUAUGACCGUUCGGGUCAAAUAUUUCGAGUAUUACAUUGUUGUGGCGGAGCCGGAAUAUUUCGUAAGAUUCUGUCUAAAAAUAUUAAUCACACUUUGUAUUCAAAUUUAAACCGGUGCCUUUCGAAAUUGAAAAGGUUAAAUUUCCUAUCUUGCGGGGGUUAAUUUCCCAGACAUAGUUUCUGCUUACUCGAGCAGACACUAUGAAUCACGUGUUGAUAUUAUAAGAAGUGACUUGCGUCAGUGUAAGCAACAGACCUCGACUUCUUCCCGUCGUGGGCGCUUCAUGUUGAAACUAUGUUACAAACUUUUACUGAACAACAUCGCUCGGAUUUCAUGGCUCCUCACACAUUAUUUACGAUCUGUUUAGUUGGCUGCAGGUUCAAAGGCCUUCAUGAGGUAACGUAGCUUUUUCGAAGGAUUUAACCAAUUUUUUGGAACCUGAUUUACACUUUUCUUCUAGAGAGCUUUACAAUAUUGUAGAUUUGAACUCCUUUAAUUCGAACUCGGUUAUCUCUAAUUCCCCCGUCUAACUUAACCAAUUAUACCCUCUGUGGCUCAAUUUUCAGUUUUAAUCUACUAACCCGAACCCUUGCUAUAUCAAUCUACUUUUGUUCUCAUUGGGAGUUGGAAAUCGCGGGGUUUCUGACUAUUCAAAGUUCAGCAAAAAUUUCCGCUUAAGGAGAAACGGAAGCACUUUUACAUAAAGCGAACUCUCCUUACUUUUUCGAGAAACAAUUUAAAAUUUUAUCUGCUGACUCUGGUUUCCACAAAGGAAAAAUAAACUUAAGUUUAUGCACAAUCAUGGAGCGUGAUUGUUAACCUCACUGUGUGAAUAACUACGUAAUAACUCUUCGCCAAAAGUUGCUCGUCAUUGUUAUCUUGUACACGUUAUAACAAAUUAACAUUUUACGCUUUCAUGGAAAUCGUACUUUCUAACGUUCUUCCUUUAUCGCGCAGCUCGGAGAAUUCGCAGUGUUUCACUUUCUGUCGGAAGUUGUAUUCGUAUUCAUUGCCAUUUACAUUUGUAGUGUUGAAUAAAGCACCUAUCUACAAAGUUUCCCAGUUUUAGAAGUUUUGAAAUAUCUAUUCUUAUUUAUCCACGAAAACUUAAUUACAGAAAGAAAAUUCGCCAAGACAAUAAAAUGAACGCGCCAUCUAGCAAGAAAACAUGUAGGAUUUACGACCUCAUGUAUUAAGUGCGUUAAGUAAUACCACUAAUUCAAGUCUGAUUAUGGAUAUUUGCGUGUGACAUAUCUGCUAGUUUACAAAAAACAGUACAAAUAAUGUGGUUGCUCAGAUUUAAUAUUAGUCGAUACUUAUAAAGUUUACUCUCCUGGUUUGUAUUUUGUUUGCUGAAAGUUCCUUGUGGCAGAUUUCAGAAUCCAGACCUUUCAACUGGAAAAUAAGAAUCCUGAUGCGAAAAUACCCUUAACCUAGUCAAACCGUAGUGUUUGUAACUUGUCUUUGUUUGACAAAGUUGCGGUUCAAAUUUGUUUGAUUGUUUGUUUGUUUCUUUCUGUGGCUUUUCCAACUAACCGACACUUAUUCUUUUUUGUAGGAAGCGCUUCGUAAAAGACUAGAGGACACCAAAGGGAUUACGGAGGAGAAACCGGUAUUUUUUUCUUUUUUUAAUUAACCUAAAGCCGUACCGUGAAAUGUAGUUGUAGAUUUGCGAUCUUGAGUAGGAACUAAUUGCUUACUUCAUUGGUCUAUGUAAGUGCAUUUCAACAGUAUUAUGUUUUUCAUAUGUUAGCAAAUCGAAUUUUAAUUUCUAUUAUUUCUUUUAAACAAACGCAUUGAAAAAUAAUUCUGGUGUUUCGGAAGUCCUGUUAACAAUUGCUGACUUGCUUUGAGGAAGUUGGGGAGCGGUUUACUUGCCUUACCACGAAGGAACAUUCCUGUCGCAAGGAAUUUGUUGAUGUCCAAAAAGUCACGUUUUUGGGUGGCGUGUUUACUAUCACGUCUCAUAGAAUUUCUUUAAAAAAGAAAAAAAAAAACAGCUAUUAUUUUCAAUCACUCCCUCUGGGCGGUAUCUUAAAUUUUCAGGCAAACAAAGAAAUUAACAAUGUAGGUCACCGUUGUCGCCAUUUCAUGUUUUUCAUUCCUGAUUCCGCUUUCAAAGUACGUGAUCAAUCCACGAGACCAAAUAGUAAACAGAACAGCUCCUCUUCGAUGUCCCGGACAAAGAAGCAAUAGCAACGUCUUGCUUAGUUUGGUACAGAAAACCAAGCUACAGUGAAGUAAAAUUACAGUUAUUGAACUUUCAGAUCGUUUGAAUGUGCACUACAAAAGUCACGUGUUAACCUUCUUUCAGACACAAAAAGUAUUUUAUUGCUGUGGUGUUGAAAUGUAGUAUACUGGAAGUUCUUGCUUAAAAAUUCAAGUAAGACACAACUUCGUCAGGAUUUUGGAGUCGAUGAUCUCAUUUUGAAAUAGUCCAAGAACUUACAAAUCUCGACGAAAACACUUAUGACUCCCUCCAAGCGUGCAGCCGUUUCUUUAGCAGUUUUGUCUUAAUCCAGUGAAGCAAAGCGUUAGUGGUCAACUAUGACAAUAACCUUCACGUUUCCCACGCUCAAUUUUUCACAACACUUGAAGAUAGUCUCUUGGAUAGUUGGGCCUCACGCGUGUGAACAUAUUGUUUUUUUCGAUGGCUUUCGGAACUAAAAUUCCAAAAUUCAAAUCAGAUCCAGCUAAAAGUAAGGGUUAGUGACAUUCAAUAAAAUAAACAUGGUUAGCAAACUUGGAACGUAAAGCGAACAGACGCACACGGAAGUACGGUGUAUCAUCUUCCGUUGGUGACACGGCUUGAGGAUUUUAUACCUCGAUAGAAUCGAGCUAGAUCCACCUAAAUAGAUAAACAGCACCACGGGAAAUUCUUACUCAGUAGCUUUCAUUACAUACUGUAGUAUUUCAUUUGCAGAUUCAAAAUUUAAAGACAACCUUUUACAGCACAGGACAGUACCGCCUGACAGUACUUUGUACUAAUUAAUGGGUUUCAUGGGAAUUGUAAUCUCUCUUUAAGGACAGAACUACUCUACCAACAAAUAUUUGCAGAAGCUAUAUACUUCCAUAUUGAUGAGGUAUCUUUUCUUAUAGUAAAUUCUAAAUAUUUAACAAGUUUGUGUUUGCCUUCUUUUUAGGGUAUAAACAGAGCAGUUACAGGUUCUGAUCAUGCACAGAGAACGUCCGAGGAAGCUGCGUUGGAUAAAACGCGUCAUUCAAGCAGCGACUCUGCGAAAGAUUCCGCUCCGCAGUCUCCAAAACGAGCCCUAACGGCGGCCGAAAAACGUGCUCUUGAGGCGGAAAAACGUGCGGCCAUGAGACAACAGCGAAUGCGUGAACUCGAGGAAGAUGCCUUGAAGGCACAAGUAGUUAUUGCGCAAGUGAAAGCAAUGUCUGCCUCGUCACUCGAGACUCUCGCUGUCAAUUCCCCGGAUGGAGACCGAAAGUCAAGCGCGUCGGACUUUGACCUUCAUGACGGGAGCCCCGGAGGGCCAAGAAGGUCUAGUGGUUCUUCUACAAAAUCGACGUAA
Messenger RNA from Porites lobata, 49908 nucleotides. The record is from the annotation of a GenBank genome assembly. Lineage: Eukaryota; Metazoa; Cnidaria; Anthozoa; Scleractinia; Poritidae.